GUUCAGCAAGCCAAUGUUGAUGACGAAGAGAUUGCUCGUGCCAUCAACUCCAAGCUCGGAGAGACUCCUGGGAUAUCUUACUCAGAAAUAGCUUCAAAGGCAGUGGACUGUGGACGAACGCACCUGGCCAUCAAGGUUAGUUGAGAGCAUUCACAUGAACAGUAUAAUUAUAGACUAUACGUUCCCAGUUCAAUUUGGGACAUAAACUGGUGUCUUCCGUUAGUAUUUUUCUUGCUAAAUGCACGAGUUUCAAAAUAACGUGGGUUGAUAUAGAAUGGGAUUUUUACCUGCGGGAUUGCGUUUACUGUGAGUAAUCAAGAAUUGUUUCCGUACCUGGAGUAUUAAGACCUCGCUUGCUUUCAGCGCUGCACUUUAUCAGCCAGCUUAAGCAACGACGACGACGACGGCAGUGAAAACGUCACUAAGAAAAUGAAUUUCCCGCGUCCUUUCAAUCUUUAUCGCGUCUAUUUGGAACCGCUUAAUUCGUUAAAUGUAGGCGACUUUUCCUGGAGUUAAAUUCCUAUUGUCUUUAUCCAUGUUCAAAUAGAGAACGGAAAAUUUGUUUUCGUAUGUCCACGUCCUCCAUAAAACGUCGCAUUGGGAGGUUUCACGUCGUAGUCGUGCAGUGGACGUCAAAGAAAUGUACCAAAAAGCGUGAUUCACGUGCAGAGCAGUCGUUUUGCUCAUAAAACCAAUUGUUGUUUGACGUUGUUGUUGUUGCAAAACAACGGGCGCUUUCCAUUCAACCAAAACGUUCGAAAAUUGGAAACAGCGGCAAAUGGUACAGAAAUGUCCAGGAAAAGUUUCCAGAAAUUCCGAAAGAUGUUGAAUUUCCGAAAUGUGAACCAUGCAUUCAAUCGAAAAUUCUAGAAAUUCCCGGAAGCAAAGUUCAAUGCAAAAAAAAAUUUCCGAAACAUUUUUUUUAAAAUUUGGGCACCCGUCGAGAAACAAAACUUACGGCUGCAAAGAAGAGCAAUGGGGGAAAGAAACAUCGAGGGUUUUAACAACUGACGUUUUUAAUUCAAUAUAAAAAAACAUGUUGAAGUUUUAUGCUCUAGCCCUUCGUCAAGCAAUCGAAAUGUCCCUACUAUGCCAAAUUUCCUAUGUCAACUUAAUUGAUGAAUAUAAAUUCUUAGCUUUCACCGUGGUUCGCUCGAGGGGUUACCAACAUGCUCGUUUCAUGGGACGUCAACAACACCUGGAACAUACAAGACGUAACUAUUAUUAAUUAGGAAUUCUAUGACACCUCCCCCCAACAAUGGCUAUUUUUAGGGGAAGUGAAGACAAAAAAUAGCCAUUGUUAGCAAAAUGACGUCUUAGUAACAAGCGCAGAAAUUCCAUGUGGCAUGGCAUGAUGACUAUCUAGAUCUAGUAUGACUUCUGAUGGGUGGAAAGUUUGCUUCACAUCCAAUCAGACGCGCUACUCCAGAGCCUGGAUUUUCUGCCGUCCUUAAUAGUCACGUGUAAUAAAGAAGAGCUCUGGAGACGAGAACGCCAAGCUGAUGCGCUACAACGUUCGGUUUGAAAAUUUGCCUUUAAAUGGUCCAUGUCGCGCUAUUUGCUAACUUUUUAAAAAGCUAAAACGUUUUUGGCAUCAAUUGAAUUCCAAAAACAACGGUUCAGUUUUAAGCAUUGAAACUGUUUCCUGCUCACGUUCUUCUGUUGCAAACGGAUGGCAAAGGUGGACAUUUAUUGAUACAGUGACUCCCGAUAACUCGAACCCUCGCUAACUAGAAUCGAACCUCGCGCUAACUCGAACAGAAACCGAUUUCCACUGGAUUUUCGUAAAUUAUACAGUCAACUCUCUCUAAGACAGACACCUUCGGGACCGGCACUAAUUGUCUGUCUUUGAGAGGUGUCCAUCUUAAAGAGAGUCAAAUAAAAGGACUAAAGAAAGGCGGGGACCAACUCUAGGUGUCCGUUUUACAAAGGUGUCCGUCACAUAGAGUUAUCCGUUAAGAGAGGGUCGACUGUACAUUUACUGUAAUUUUAUCCUCGGUAACUCGAACCCUCGAUGACCCGAACCUCCCGCUAGCUCGAAGUAAUUUUUGUUUCCCCUCAGAUCAUUUCUAUAUAAUUUUACUCUUGAUAACUCGAACCAUGUUUUGAGCCCUUAAAAAGUUGGAAAAAAUCAGUGUACUGGCGUCCGAAACAUUGAAUUUUGAAUUUCCCAUUGACGACGUGUUGUAGCCACAAAGUUUACUAGUGGAGGCUAAUGUUGUCAAAAAUCUAACGUCAAACAGCUUUACUUCUCAAAACAGUAAAUCACAUGCUCUAUUUAGGCAAUGUUUUGUUACGUUUCGUUCUGAUUUAUAAUCUUGAAGUAUCUUAACUUCAAUUGUCACUUCACCUCUCUACAAUUAAAUGUGAUUAAAACGUUAACUGUGCAGUAAAAACUGUUCCUUACACCCGGCUAUUUUCUUCGCGCUCCCGAUAACUCGAAACUUUUUUCGAUUUCCGUUGAAGGUUCGAGUUAUCUGGAGUCGACUGUACUUGAAAAAGUUGGGCCAACUUUAAAGGGGCUAUGUCAGCUGGAGAGCAUGCGCUCUGAGGUUAUGCAAAUUACUUUCAACUGUCAAAAUUCUAUUGUUUUUAACGCGUGACUUUCUCCUUGUUCUCUGUCACGUCCAAGGCUCCGAAUUUAGAGAGGUUAACAAGCGAAAUGGGUUUAGAUAAGGGAUAUUUCGAUAGAAUUUACGGAACGUUUCUUCUCUGGUUAUGCUAGAUCAAGAAUAAAAUUGUGACGACAAUUUUACUUGUAGUUUUGGCGUAAAAACGCAUGCCAUUCAUAAAAUAGUGCGCAAACAAAAAUUCAACAACAACAUAUUGUCUUAUUCAACAAAAUAAAUCGAAGUUGUAUUUUACAAACGAGCUACAAAAGACGCUACACCGAAGGUAAAGACCAAGACUGUUUCAAAUCAUUAACAAUUAGACUUGUCUGUCGCUAGUGAUUUUAUAAUUUAGAUGCUGAUAGAACAAGAGACAUCAAGUCUUUGUUUUGAUCUUAGGGAAACAUACAUUAUCGCGCAAAAUUGUUCGAUCGUGCCGAAUCACUGCGACGUCGAGAAAAACAGACCCAAGCAUCAUUGGUAUACUACUCCACUAUAAGCAGUCCGUUGAUAAAAAGGGAAAGUAAACUCUGCUAUUUUCCAAAAAUAUGCUCGAACACAAACAGUUCAAAAACAUGGCAUUUACAGGAUCUAACUCGUAUUAAGGUGCCUCUCUAAGUCCGUUGAGAACAAUCUGGACGAGCAAACGGUCGUGCUUAUCUUUGCCGUGAGUCCAGAUAAAUACAAGAAGGAAUCUAGCCGAAUUUUAUAAUGUUUCCUUUGCCAGGAGUUUCGUUUGGCCACGAAACUCAUGGGCUGAUGCUCUUGUAAUCGUUUACCAAAAACGGCCGCCGCCAACUCGAUAGCCGCUUCAUUAUAUGUCCACAUACUUUGAGCACAAGAAAAAUCCAAGAGCCAGCAACCUCUAAAAUAACUCAAUAGAAAGGUUCUGUGAGCUAUAGGGAAGAUUCCAUCAAAGAUUCCAUCACUCAUUGUGGAGUAGCCGUCAUUAACUCUGCCAUUACAACGGCCGCUGAUAAGAGGACACAGUAAAUCCACGUAAAAACAUUCCACAGGCAAACAAUUUCAAAAUAACGCCAAAAAAUUAUUCUGUAAUCACCAUAGAACGAUUCUUAAUACAAAACUUCGCUAACUAUCGAACGAUGGCUGAGAUUUAGACAGAUAAAAACAGCCUUCCAAAAUCUCCGACAGAACUUGAAAAAGACGGGCCAACUUUUUCAAGUUUGUUUUCCUUGGUUCGCGCAUGCGUAUGGGGUGACAUGGCCCCUUUAAGUUUUCAAGUUUUAAUUGCUAUGCCUGCAAAAAUUACCUAAGAAAAUGUAAUAGAUAGUGCUCCCUGGUGAAACUGAUUUGUUUGAUAUCUUAUUCAUAAUUAAGGUGUGUAUUGGUAAAGUAAUGACUUCAGCACAUUAAGUGACAUAAAACAGCCGAGUAUCCUCGUGACACAACCCCUCCCUCAGAAAUUAACGCUAAGAUAUAUAUUUGAAACUACACGCAGAUAACAUUAAGAAAGCAGUUUGAAAGAAGAAGAAAGAAAGAAAGAAAGAAAAAAAAGAAAACGACAGCAUUCAAUGUUGUCUUCAUCUCAGUCUGCAAAACGGCUAUUAUCCUUAUUUGGCUGACUUUCGUAGCAUGGUUUCUUUAGGGGUCGAACAAUCCAAUGAGCCAAACUUAAAUGGUCUCCUAUAGAGAUUUCAUUCUUUAAUUAGAAUUUUCCAACGAGCCUUCCCGUUACUUUCGAAUGGGAUUCACCCCUACGAGACACACCCCUGUAGAAUUACCCCUAAACUGCCGCUUAUAAGCCCUGGGCUUAUACAAGUUCGUAAGGGGUUUUGGGUGGGCUUAUAAACGGGUGGGCUUAUAUCCGGAUGGGCUUAUAAGUGGACGAAAAAAAAACGUUUCUAAAUGAGCAACAGCACUGUUGAUCGACGUAUAAUUUAAAUUUAUUACUCUUACAAUUGAAGAGUUAAAAAGGCAGCAAUAAAUCGAAUUCAGUGAAAUUUCAAAACAAAAUCAAAACUGUAACACAAGAAAAACUGGAGGGGGGCUUAUAUCCGGAUGGGCUUAUAAUCGGAUGUAUUUUUUGUUUGCAUGUAGGUGGGUCUAUAACUGGAGGGGGCUUAUAAGCGGAUGGGCUUAUAAGGGGCAGUUUACGGUACUAGAAAAGUAGACAUACGCUUAGCCUGCAGGCGACAGGGGACUGUAAGCAAAACGUUAUCUAUAUUGUAAAUUUUAUUGUUUAUUGCAGACUCUUUUGUUCUUCAGGAUGCCCAUGGUGACUAUUUACCUUGUGUUUCUCUGUUGGGUCUUUGCGAGACGUGUUUCUGGGGGUAAGUGUAAAGCUUGGUGCAUGCCUGAAGCAUUUACCCUUUAUUUUUACAUUAAUUUUACAAGGACUUACAUGUAUUGUAUGCAUUCCAACAUUUUGGACAAGAAUAAACUUAAGACUAUCGUGCGCGUCUAGCAUAAGUCAUGACUUUCGACCAAAAAAAUCAAAUCAAAUCAAAUCAAUUUUAUUUAAGCUCGAUAGCGUGAGGAGUGGUUGCCCAAUCUCCCGAGCCAGGGGCUCAUGUAUGAAACGCUCGACCAUUCCAGAUCGAAUUGGAAUUUAGAAAUGUUGGUUUUUGCGGAGAGGCGAAAACCGGAGUACCCGGAGAAAAACCUCUCGGAGCAGAGAAGAGAACCAACAACAAACUCAACCCACAUAUGACGUCAAGUCCGCGAAUCGAACCCGGGUCACACUGGUGGAAGGCGAGUGCUCUCGCCACUGCGCCAUCCCUGCUCCCCGACCAUCCACACGCGCACAAUUUUCACUGAAGAUAUCCACGUGUGUCGUACGAAUGUCGUGUGUAUAAUUUACCCAACACGAUCUGUCGUGAAGUCAUACGUAUGUUAGUCGCGCACGAUAGUCCUAAGCAAAAAUCGUAACGUCUAAAUCGGUCUUUAGACCUUGCCGUGCAAAAUGUUUCAAGUUCUAACACAGGCUGGUGAAAGUUUUAUCAUCUUCCCUGCUUUUGGGGGCUACUUUCUUAUAAGAGGCUAAUGGGGAUGUGCCGCUCGAUGGGGUCGCAUUUUCACGACUGGAUUGACUAUAAUGGGGUAGCAUUUUCAAGAGAGUUACUAGAAUGGGGUCGCACAUUUUCUGAUUUGUGGGGUAAGACAGUUCUUCAUAUUUACGGUUAGCAAACGUACCAGAAUGUUUGUACUGUAGAUGAAAAGUAAAUUGUUCUUCAUUCAAUCUAAAAAAUGGAUCAAUUCAUAAAAAUGGUAAGUGACUGAGUUGGGGUCGCGAAAAUUACAUAUUUUCCCAAAAGUGACUAAGAUGGGGUCUAUAAUUGGCCACAUAAUAGACUAUAAUGGGGUAGGGGCUCUGAGAGGCCAGCGGCACAUACCGGCCCAGCAAAAAUUAACCCAAUUAACCCAAGUACCCCCCUCCCCCAGGGGUGCUAAAUCCGGACACCUCCUUAUUACGGACAGUUGCCUUUGUCCCUGGUAAAAAUUUUUAAUAUAUUUUCUCUAAAUACAGUCAAAACCUGUUAAUACGGACGCUGAGACCUCAAAGAUGCGGACACUUUAUUAUCAACUCUGUGCUGUAACAAACCUUUCCGAUUUUAAGAUUAAAAAACCCUUCAUUUGACAGCAUGUAAAUGUUCCCAUUGCUGCGGUGUCCGCAUCAGCCAGGUUAAUUUCUACAAAUUCUUUUGAAUGUUUCCUUUUUACCUAAACAUGCUUCGAUAUCCUUUCAAGCGGAUAAGUCCUUACUUAAAGAACUUCAUUUUUUAGUCAAAAAUUAUAUUUAACAAUUAAUGAAUGAGGCUGAUUGUCUUAUAAAGAAUUAUGGAGAUCGAGGAGGGUGUAGGGCGUAGGGCCGAGGCGGAUAACACCCUUCGAGAUCUCCAUAAUUCUUCACAUGAUACGAAGCCGAAUAGCUAAAAAAAACAUAACUAUAAAAUACAUCGAUGUUAACUUUAUCUUCGACAGUGCACGUUUAGGGUUGUUCAGCUCCGCAAGUAUUCUCCAAAUGGCAUAUGUCGCUCUUCGAAUUGUCUUCUUGCUGUUCUUGCCGGACUUGCCAUGUUUUUAGCUAUUAUUUCCCCUAGUUCUUACUCUUGAAACGAGUGAAAUGUCCGCCAUUUUUGUUUUCACAACCAAAACAACUCAACCUCGUCCCCAGGUCUUCUCGGUUAACGGUGCAUUAACCUGCAAGAAAGCUGCACUUUUGUCGUCAUCGGUUCAUUUAUUGCUAAAUUCUUCCACAUUUGGUCAUCAGUAGCUGGUUAUGGUGAAUUAUCCGUGUGCUUUUAGCCAAUCAAAAUCGGGGAAAUAUUUUGAAUUUAAAUUGUAAAUAAUAAACACAGAUAAUAAACUUGGGUACCAUGAUCCUCAGUUUACAUCCUAGUGAUAGACUUUUUACUUCUCUUUCAUUUUUUAGAAUCUACUGACCUUAACUGCAAGCAGUACAACACAUGCACAGAUUGCAUCGUUAGCAGUCCGGAGUGCACAUGGUGCGAGGAUAUCGUAAGUUUGGAUUUUUUACUUUCCUUUCUUUAUGGACAAAAGGUGGAUAAGUAUAAAAAAUCGAAGAAAUUAAGUGUGUCAAUUUUUCAAGCUCGUUCGUCGUGUUUUUCAAAAAAAUAUAUCCCUGAAAACAGAACUUUCAGUUUCAAGAAUGCUGAAAAAACCUUGAAAACUAUAAACAUGGAAGAUGAGGCAUAGCCGGGUUCUUCUGACCUUUAGCGCUUGCUAACGAGGCAACUCAAUUAGAGAGAUUUAGAAUCAAAAUGUAACAUUAACGUUAAUUUGCACCAACUGGGUACGUUUUCCCUUUUUCAGUUGUUUACUACAUGUAUUCCGUUAUCUAUACACUGCAAAUUAUUACAGUUAAAAGGUAGUUUCUUAGUAGGUUCUUCCAGUGGCAUACUAAUCAUUGUGGUCAAUUUCUUCUCAUUUCCUAAUUUGAGAUAUGAAAUCGGACGUAUGUCGUUUGCCCUAUAAUGCGAUUCUAAAUAAGUGCAAAGAAGGACUUUGCUUUGAACCUUACGUGACAAAUAAGGACUUGUUGUUGAUAUUGAAGACCUUCAAAGAACGACUAUGAAGACAAGAUUUGACUCAUGAAAGGUUUUUUUUGCGUGCUGUAUAAAAACAGACACCCCGGAAUGCGUCAUUGUACUUUUUUUCACCAGAAAAGUUAGCACUGUUAUCUUUAUUGGAGGAGGUAAAGCCCUGUCCCGAUCGCAUAGUGAUUAAACCUCUAUUAACAUUUGAUAACUUGUUUCCAACACUACGACAUCUCGCUAAGAUUCCUACUAGAAUGACGACGGCUAUCACGUCUUCCCGCCAAAAUAUGGACUUUAAGAUCCAACGACGCAACGGCAACGAGAACGUCGCUUAAAAAGUGAAUUUGCGUUCCUUCAGUCUUAAUAGCGAUUUUUCCUACCCACUUACUUUGUCAAAUGUAGGCGAACCCUCCUGAAGCUGAAUUUCUAGGGACCAUAGCCAAGCUCAGAAAGAGAAAAUAAUAAAAUUUCGUCGUUGCUUGUUUACGCCCUCCAUAAAACGCAAAUUAGGCAUUUUCAGGUCGUAGUCGUGCAAAAACAGGAAAGAACUGUACCAAAAAGCGUGAUGAACGUGCGAAGUUGUUGUUUUGCUUAUUAAACCAACUGCUUUUUUGACGUUCUCGUUGCCGUCCGCUUUGUUGGAUCUUAAAGUCCUUAAUGACGCUGGUUCACGUACGAGAGAAAAUCUCGUACUCGUAGUCAUCCUCUCCUUCUAAUGGUCUGGAAUUAUCAGAACUCUAACUGUGAUUUUUAUUGUUAAAACUAAUUAAGGAUUACCAUAUAUUUGGUCAACCCAGAAGCAGGUGCGACAUGGAAGUAAAUCACCAACAAAACAAAUGCAAAAAGAUCUCCAAUCCAAAAUCAGGAUUUACUGUUCAUUCGGUAAGUGGAUUUACGAUUUUAACUUGAUUUAGGAAAAAUUUCCUACGGGUAGCGAACACUGGGUUUAGUGCUUAGAAUGAAACGUGUUGCACUGAUGAACAAGUUAGGGAAAUUCUUUGUAGUGUUUGAGUUCUAGAAAUACACUGCCUGAUAGUAUUUUGCGUUCACCCACACCACGAUAAGCCUACUCUACAUUGUUCAUAGACCAAGCAACCCAAACAAAGCCAGGAAACGCCAAAUAAAAAGAUUAAAACCCUGCCAAAGAAUGUUUUUUACAGGUAGUUACAAACUCAGUUGACCUGACUAUUCAUUGAAGUAUGUGAGUAUUCAUGGGAGUAUUUGAAACUUUUCCCCACAAGAGUAUUUGAAGUAUUUGGAAGUAUAUGAAACUUUAAAGCUAGCCUAGCUAAAGACGCGAUGGAUACAUAUUCUCAUACUCAUUUCCUUAAAUGACACAGCUUCGUAUGUCACUAAUCCAGUAAUUUUAUUAUGCAUUAAGCAGUUUUGCUGAUCAUGACGGUUAACGCCUUCUUUUCAGAAAAAGGAUCCAGACGGUGACGCUAUAGUCUCACCGCAAAAUCUCACUCUGCAGCUUCGACCGGGUAUUAUUAUUUUUAUUAUCAUUUUGCCACAUUUGCAUGAAAUACAUUCACAAAAUUCAAAUGGAUGAGGCAAGGGAGCCCAUGGAAGCCAGUAAGGCUUAUGAAAAUGGCCACGUUAAAAAAUAUAUGAUAUAACCAUAGAAAUAAAUAGUAAGAAAGAUUGCGAACAUGGAUUUACAAGUCGUCUUAUUACUCGCUUUGCUUGGAAAUAUAGCGGUUCGACAGCUUCGUUUGAACAGCGCAAAAAUAUUCAACGGUUCCGUGUGAGCAAAGUUUCUGCAGUAAUCAAAAUUUUUAACCGGUCGAAAAUUCGACCGCUACCGAGUGAACCUAGCCAUUGUAUAAUUUGACACGACGCCGACCCAUUUUCAGGUAGCAAACAUAAACAAAUUACAAGGGGUAAAUCUUUUAUAACGACCAAGUAAUAGUAUUGAUGGAUGCCUGCUCUGUUAUUUUUGAGGUUCAAUUUUGUGAAUGAUGAACGUUUCAUUUUUACAGGACAACAGACAACCAUUACUGUCAACGUUCUCACCCCGACUGACUUUCCAGUUGAUUUGUAUUACCUUACUGAUGUGUCCCGAUCCAUUGAAAAGGAAUCCAUCAAGAGGCUUGGCCAGUUGCUAGGUAACUGAUCAGGCACUGUAGGCAAAUGUAACAAACAGCAUCCGGGAAGGGGUCAAUGGAUGUUUACAAAUAAUGUCCCUCAUUGACUGCAGAAGAAAUAUUAACUACCACCUUUAGGAAACAACAAACAACACAAAUUUGAAAAGUUGGUUAGGGGGAAGGGGAUCCAGAUUGUUUUGUUCCCAGAAGUAUAUCCUGUAAUUCCGACGGAAACGGUCCUCGUUACUUGUGGAUUAAUAGCAGGCAAAAGGCGCUGCUACUAGUGUAGGUAGUUUUUAGUUUGGCAAAGUUAAAGAACGUUUGUAAUUUACAGUCGUUUGUUGAGACACACAAAAUAACAUUACAGUAGAAGUUCUCCUAACGGACACUUUCGUCGGCGGACAAGCUCUACUUACGAGCGCCCUCACAAAACCCCAUUUUUCUUAGAGCGGUUUUCACUUGACUGUCGAAAGGGAUUGGUUUUGGUUUUGGUUUUACUACGCCCUUUGGUUGGCUAGUGUAUUUACUUUGGUUUUGGUUUUACGACAGUCAAGUGAAAACCGCUCUAACUCCCAUACAAACUCUGUAUUUUUAAGUUCCUGUAACCGUCCAGUUACGGACACCUUUUUCGAGUCCCGAGGGUGUCCUCUUACGACAGCUUCCACUGUGAAUGGUCAUUCCGUUCCUGACUAGCUGUGGAAUAAUUACCCAAAGAAAAAAACUGACAGAAUAAACUGAAAAAGCCCAAUAAGUUAGUUUUGAAGGUCGAAAGUUAUGACUAAACUAUCAUAUCGCAGUGAAAUUAAUUACAGUAUCAUUUGACCUCAUUUGAAUCUGCUGACUAAAUAAAUGUAUCUUAAUCCAAUUUAGACAAUUUACCGACCUAAAUCACUGAAUGUGUCGCGACUUGUGGGCCUCAAUUCGGGAACUUGGGAGGGGCUUUUCUUUUGGGCUCCAAUAAUAAUAAUAAUAAUAAUAAUAAUAAUAAAGUCUUUAUUCAUCAAGAGAUAAAAAUACAUAUCUUUUGUUACAAGUAAGUGUAAGAAAUUUAAAAAGUUAAAAAUUAAGAAAUAAAAGAUAUAUACCGGUAUAUAUAUCUAGUAUAUUACAUAGCUAAUUCAUAUUUAAAAACUAAACGAUUAAUAAAAGAGUUUUUAAAGCGCAUAGUGUUAAUCUUAGGUUUAAAACCAGUUUCUUUUCUAAGAUUGUAGCUGGAGGGUUUAACACGAGGCAUAAUAGAUAAAAGGGGAUGUCCUUUGGCAUUAAAAACUUUUUUAAAAAUUUUACGGUCUUGCCUCUCUAAGAAAUCAUAAACACUUACAGGCUUAGACGUAUAUUUCCUUUUAAAACAGCGGUCUAAGAAACAUUGUACGGGUGUAAGAUCGGACUCGGACGCGGCGUAGACAGACAAUGCGUAAUUAAUAUUAGGUAGAACUAUAGUAUUAAAGAGAAGGUCUAUUUCUGACUGAUUGUACCCUUCUUUGCGCAGCGUUCUAAGGAUAUGUAGGGAUUUGUUAGCUUUAAUAAGUUUGUUCUUCACGUGCACUGAAAAUUUGCUGUCACAUUGGAAGGUGACGCCCAAAAUCUCAACUUCUUUACAGCUUGGUAUCAUCCCAAUGGGUGAAUAGAGAUCGUGGUUGCCUCUCUUUUUUGAUCGUCAACUCUUUACAUUUGCUUGGGUUGCAAGACAUUCCAUUUGUAUUCGUCCAAUCUAAAAACUGUGACACUAACUGAUCGGAGUAGUCUACCUCCUUCCAUACAGGAGCAAUAAUUGUCGAGUCAUCAGCGUACUUAAAUAGCGCGUCAUGAUUACCUAAAGUGAUGUUAAGAUCAUUGAGGAAGAUAUUAAAAGGUAAGGACCGCUAACGCUACCUUGAGUUGUCCCUUGGUUGACCGGUUUCCAGUCACACUCAAAGUUGUUACAACAUACCCUUUGUUUUCUAUCCUUUAAAAAGUUCAAGUACCAAUUGGUAAUAUAUGGAUUCAGUGGGAGCUUUUUAAUUUACUAGCAAGAAGUUCAUGUUUCACAGAGUCAAAAGCUUUGCUGAAGUCCAUAGCAAAAGGCGAACUGCUUUACAAUCCGGGUUAUCCAGGUAGCUGUUGGUCCUAUGUUGAAUUGACAAGAGAGCAUCGGUACAGUUUUCACCUUUUCUGUAGGCGAACUGUGAGGUGCUGAGGUGGCUUUCAAUUGUCUCGCGGGCAUAGCAGUGGUACACAAUUUUCUCAAAAGCCCUCGCUAUAACAGGAGUUAUAUUAAUGCCGCGAUAAUCACCAUGUGCUUUAGGAACAUCCACUUUGGGGAGGGGGGGUGAUGAUCGCACGCUUCCACGAUGAUGGCAAACACUGAGUAGAGAUUGAGAGAUUCCAGAUUUUGGUGAUAAGAGGCGUGAAAAUCUCAGCAUGCUCUUUCCAAACCCAGUAAGGAAUCUGGUCGGGUCCAGUCGCAGUUCUUUUGAGAACGCUAAGUAAAUUCCAGACCUGCCGUUCGAAAUUACCGGGAUCUCCAUCCCACUGCUGAUUGUGACAGGGGUUGGUUCUAUGUACAUAUCAUCUGAGCAGAGCCUAGCGAAGUAAUCAUUCAAGUCCAUCAGACAGCUGUUAUCCAGGUUUACUUUGCAGGAUGCACGACGCCGCUGCGACAAUUCAUCAACUCCUUUCCACCAUGCCCGACUACCUGGAGGGGCAUCCAUAAACUUUCUCCUAUUUUCCGAGAUGAUGUCAGCUAUUCUUUUAUUAACAAUGCACAGCCUGUCUUUGCUCAGACGAGAAACUCUAGACUUCGUUCUGAUCAUUGACUUAAGGAGUGGUGUCAUCCAAGGCGGAUCGCGUGACGACAUGGAUACAGUUUUGACCGGCAUACACCUGUCCAUAUGGCCGCGAAUCUUUUCUUCCAAUACACAAACCGCUUGCUGAACAUCAGGAGCAGCGAGCACAUUAUCCCAGUUUUCCUCCGCCAGCGCGGUGUAAAGUGUGGCUUUACGAUUCUCUCUACAAUCCCGUAUCUGGACUUUACAUCGGAUGGGUUUUAACUUUGUACCAGCAGGGAGAAUAACAGCCGUGUGAUCGGUCUUGAUUGACAAUUGAAAUGGGUGACACUUGUUGAAUAAAUCUGGGCGAUUAGUUAAGCAGUUAUCUAAACACGCGUCACCCCUGGUCGGGAAAUCUACCAAGGCCUUCCAGCCGGACAUGCUUUGUAGGCGAUUUAAAUCAAGGAGAUUGAGGUCGCCACCGCAUACAAAGACGGUGUUUGGGUCUUUGUCCAGUGUGUUGUCAAGAAAAUUGAUAAUAUGACUCAUUAAAUCACAUUCCUGGUAAUUGUGCUUUGGGGGAUUGUAAAGUGCCGAAAUUAACAUACGGUGCCCCGAGGGAAGAAGAAUGGUAACACAAAUCAUUUCGUAUAGAUCAGAUCUGUAAACAUCGACUACAUGUAAAUUGUUCCUUAUGUAGAUUGCAACUCCUCCUUUACUCCUUUUAUCAGUACCAGCCCAGUUCCUGUCUCGUCUGAGAAUCGAGUAAUUUGGUAUAUUCACAAUAGCAUCGGGAAUGUCUGGUCUCAGAUGUGUUUCCGAAACAACACAAAUAUCAAUGUCCAUAUUUUUCAUAUCUGCUUCAAGUGCGAUAGGUGCCCUUACUCGAUUCUUAGUUUUAGUCAGAGAACAAAUGUUGAUAAACAUGAACUUGGGCACAGCAAACUCGGAUCUCCUCAGUGCAUUUAAAACCGGCGAGCGAGGUAUAUAUACAAGACAUCUUUCUCCAGUUAACGGCUUAACUCUCAUCUUAUACGUUCCCUCUCCGUUGCCAGUAACAACACUGAUGAUCUGUAGGAUAGGAGGGUAGGAUAGGAGGGGCCCCUUAUUUGACCUUUCAAAUUGUUAGGCCUUAACUUUCAGUCUUCUCGGAAAAGGACGAAAAUGUGGGGUAGGCAAGGGGGCCGGGAGCUCUGGAAAAUAAGCGGGUAAAGGUGGAAAGAGGGGUAAGGUCUAAAACGGUGGGAGGCGUGAGAAAUAGGGGAGAUCAAUAGGAGGGUAAUUCCCGGGAAACGCUGUUAUUGCUUUUUUUCGAGGGGGGUGUGGGGGGGGGGCCUUACUUUCGGAAUUCUUCGGUGCCCCAAGAGAGAAUGAGCUCAUUCUCUCUUGGGUGCCCAUAAACUGGUCACAGAAAUGGAAGUAGUACUCCAUGCAAUCUAAUCACUCUAAUCACUUUCCUAACCAUAUUUUUUCUCUAUAUUUUAGCCGAUGAUAUAUCAAACUUGACGUCUCAUUUUCGUCUUGGACUCGGUGUGUUUGUUGAUAAGCCGAUAUCCCCUUACAUGGACUCUGAGCCGGAGAGGUAAUUGUAUUUGUAUUUGGACUUCAGACAAUGUCAGAGCGGUAGGCCCAAUUUCCCGUAGACCAACGCUAAGGAACAUAAAUAAAUGAGAAGAAAGUGCUCCCUUAUUUGACCUUUCAAAUUGUUAGGCCUUAACUUUCAGUCUUCUCGGAAAAGGACGAAAAUGUGGGGUAGGCAAGGGGGCCGGGAGCUCUGGAAAAUAAGCGGGUAAAGGUGGAAAGAGGGGUAAGGUCUAAAACGGUGGGAGGCGUGAGAAAUAGGGGAGAUCAAUAGGAGGGUAAUUCCCGGGAAACGCUGUUAUUGCUUUUUUUUCGAGGGGGUGGGGGGCCUUACUUUCGAAUUCUUCGGUGCCCCAAGAGAGAAUGAGCUCAUUCUCUCUUGGGUGCCCAUAAACUGGUCACAGAAAUGGAAGUAGUACUCCAUGCAAUCUAAUCACUCUAAUCACUUUCCUAACCAUAUUUUUUCUCUAUAUUUUAGCCGAUGAUAUAUCAAACUUGACGUCUCAUUUUCGUCUUGGACUCGGUGUGUUUGUUGAUAAGCCGAUAUCCCCUUACAUGGACUCUGAGCCGGAGAGGUAAUUGUAUUUGUAUUUGGACUUCAGACAAUGUCAGAGCGGUAGGCCCAAUUUCCCGUAGACCAACGCUAAGGAACAUAAAUAAAUGAGAAGAAAGUGCUCCCUUAUUUGACCUUUCAAAUUGUUAGGCCUUAACUUUCAGUCUUCUCGGAAAAGGACGAAAAUGUGGGGUAGGCAAGGGGGCCGGGAGCUCUGGAAAAUAAGCGGGUAAGGGUGGAAAGAGGGGUAAGGUCUAAAACGGUGGGAGGCGUGAGAAAUAGGGGGAGAUCAAGCAACAAUGCUUAAUAUUUCCAAAUCGAAAAAGAGCUUUAUUGAAGAAGCCAAGAAGAAGGGAAUUGGAGUCGGAGAUGCAAGGUACAGCAGGUAGGAGGUUUGGAUCACCUAUUUCCGCCGACGAAAAACUGUAGGUUACAUACAUCUUACAGUGCUAUCACUUAAUCCAACAAUGUUGGACAUGAAAAGAAGAACCCGAACACGAAGCCGUCCCUGGCUUAACCUCGCGUAUAAUACUGUUUUAGCUUUUUCUUUGGUUCACUGGAUCUCGCCUUAAUCCUAUACAUAAAUUAAAUGAAACUGAGCGAAAUCAAAAGUCGAGAAUUAUUAUUUUGUUAUUCCAUUGGCCUUUGUUGGAUACACGUUUUGUUCCAGCUAACUCAGGACUUUGCGCUUUAAAUGUAAAGUUAUAUAUUCCGCAGUUCAAAUCGACAAAUUAUCUAAACUUGUUUAUAUGUAUAUGUUCUCUUUCGUGCAACUGAGAUAACUUUAGCUUUUGGUUUACGUUUAUCGCGUGUCUUCCAGUCUGGUCUCCUUUUUGAAAACAUAUUUUUUGCGUUUACUUUCUCGAAGGGUUGCUCGUCCUGAUGCAGGAAAUCCUAAUUCCAUUCCAACAUUUGGUUAUCGCAAUGUCCUUCCACUGAAUAAAAAUGUCUCCCUGUUUCAGGUAGGUACGUUGUAAUACCUCGCUUAGAUUAAAUUGCCAGGUCACUAAGCACAACCCUAACUGUAAAACGGCGUGUUAGAAGAAGAAAUCCUGAAUCUUUGAGACCAGUCUGUAUCUAACAACCCAGAAGUAUAUGCAGCGUUGACAAUAGGAAGCCUAAGCAACCGCGACGACAACGACUUUAAAGUGACAUUUCACUGUCCUCGUCAAUGUGGUUGCUUAAGCUCUUGCUAAACUGGCGGGUUUACAACUGUCGUCAUGGCGGCCAUGUUAGUUGGUAAUACCAAAAGCGUUUUCCUUCGCUGGGGACUAAAAGCUGUUUUCAUGAACAUGAUUUCUGCGAAAAGAUUGUAUUUUGACCACCAACCUGACCUUGUCACGCUUUUCCAAAGCAAGAAGAGGAGACAAAAAUCAUUCCUCAGCCUCUGUAACAUCAGAGCGUUUCCUUCGCCGCGUGGCCAGCGAAAUGUUAUGGAACAAAAGAAGUUGUUUGAUGCAUAAGAAAAAAAGUUCAACUCUAACAGGACUGACCUGGUGCACCAACUCAUCGGCUCCUGUUUUGUAAGCAUUAUCUUGUAAGUUUAUAUUAUGUAAGUAAGUAGUAUUUAACUUAGCAAGUUAUAUGUAAGUAGGUAUUAAAGCUUUAUGUAACUAAGUAAGUACUAUGUAAGUAAGUCAGCAUUAUGUUUGUAAAAACAAUAAAAAUUACAAAAAAAAACAAGGCUGUUGCUGUCUAUUUUCCGCUUGGUGUUGCUGUUUUUGCAUUUUUUGGUAUAGCACUGCAAGUGACCUGUGACGAAACACUGUAGUGUUUACACUCAAUGAAACUAAAGCCAUAUAAUUGUUUUCAGUAUGCCAUUGAAAAGCUUAAAUCGUCUGGGAAUAUUGACAGUCCAGAAGGAGGCCUGGACGCUCUUGUUCAAGUAGCUGCCUGUGGAAAGGUACAUUGAUGAUUGUUUUGCCUCAUCCUUUACGGAGGGGGGAUCAAAAAACCGUGCACUGGUGAGAGCUCUCGCCUGGCGCCAAUGUGGCAUUUUGGGCAUGAUCGCUUACGGGAGGUAUUCAGCUCACGAAAAUUGUACCACAGGGGAUCUCUUCCUGAGAGGACCGAACACAUCUAAAUUUUAUAAGAGAAUUCACUGCAAGUAGUUUCCAAGUUACGACAUUCGUAGUUUCAUGUUGUCAUCGAUCGCAUUCUCUUAGUAGUGCGCUACAUACAACGAGCACAAGGAUCAAACCAUACGACAGGGGGAUAACAACAAUAGAAAAUUAACUAGGCCAUCAUCCAUAAAUGUGGGUCGCGGUCACUGACGUGAGAGUGUAACUGUAGUGAUUUCACUGGGAAAAAUGUGGUGGUUGGGAUAGGUGGUCGCAUAAGAGAGGCGGUCACAAGUGGUCGGGUCUGACUGCAGUUUUGCCAUAAUCUGUAACGGUCAUUUUGGAAAAUUAUGCUGGUUAUUUUGCUUUGUAGAAAAUCGGUUGGCAAAACAAAGAAGAGGCCCGAAGAGUGGUGGUCUUAACAACUGAUGCAGGUUACCACUGUGCGGGAGAUGGACUGGUAUGUUUUAAUUUUUUUGUAUUUGUAGUUGCAUCGGUUUUUGCAUAAGUCGUAUUGCAUUUGCACUUAUAUUGAUCCUUUCAUGUGUAGUCUUCGUUGCAUUUGCCUUCGCACUUGCAUUUUGUAGUUGCAUCGGUUUUUGCAAAAGUCGCAUUGCAUUUGCACUUAUACUCAUUGGUACUUGCAUUGUAGCCUUCGUUGCAUUUGCCUGCGUACUUGCAUUUUGUAGUUGCAUCGGUUUUUGCAUAAGUCGUAUUGCAUUUGCACUUAUAUUAGUACUUGCAUUUGUAAUUUUCGUUGCAUUUGCCUUCGCACUUGCUUUUGCACUUUCAAUUGGAUUUGCAUCCGCAUUUACAGUUGUAUUUGCAUGGAAUUUGCAUUUGCAUUUGCGUUGAUACUUGACUUUUUACCUGCAUUGAUAUUUGCACCCGCAUUCGUGACAGCUGCAUUUGAUGGCAUUUGCAUUCGCAUCCCCUUUUACAGUUGCUAAGGGCGAUGGAGUUAUCCGAUUGGCAUCCCACAAAGGCAAGGUUAUGUUACUCUCUGGUGGACAAACCUUUUUAGAGUAAAGAGUACAUUCUUUACCUUCUCCAACCAAAUGGCAGAAGCAGGUGUAAGACAGAACGUCAAAGGGACACACGACUAAGUAACAACAACGUCGACGGCUACGAAAGCGCCAUUUAAAAAGUGAAGACGCGCUGCUUCAAACUUCACGUUCAAUUCAUUAAAUGUUAGCAAUUUCUUCUUUGAAUUGAAUUCUAAAAGACUUUAUCACAGUUCAGGAAAUAAGAAAGAAAGUCCUUGUCUUGUGUUCACGUCCUCGUGAUAAAACGUGACAUAAGGCAUUUUCACGUCGUAGUCUUGCAAUGAAAUGUACAAAAAAAAAAGCGUGUUGUUGUUUUGACAUUCUAAACCUAUUGGUUUUUUGCCGUUGACGUCGCCGUCCUCGUUGCUUUGGCUCCCUAUUAUUGUCACCCCAAAUAAGGCGAUUAUCCGAUCUAUAAAACUUUUGCACAACCGCAUUCUCUGUUAAGGUCGUGAUAUAGUAUAUAUGCGCUAUUGGUCAAGCGUGUGGUCAUUAGUGAAUUAGAUGUAGGCACAAAGGCUGGCCCAUCUUGCUGGCUCGGGUAGCCAGUCAGAAUACAGGAUUUGCUAUGUCUUGCCCAUUCUCAGGAAGCCAUAUGAUAAAACUGAUCAAGUGCAUUACCUUCUAUAGCUUGGGGGAGUGAUUAUUCCGAAUGACGGUCUUUGUCAUCUUGAAGGGCAGGAAUACGCCGCAUCAUUAUAUAUGGUACGUUGAAGAGUUAAAAACUGCUUCCAGGUCAGCAAUAUUCAUUAUACUUACAGGGAGGUAUCAAGGCUCAGUAGUUGGUAGGCUAGACUUGCAAUCUUAAGGUCGCUGGUUUCGAGUCCAACUCCAACCACUGGCUGAGAUUUGUUUCUGAUAGUGACGAGGUCACCCUGCGAGCAUUUGUUAAGGUCGUGAAAAGGAGGCUCUCCCUGAACCACGGGAGCCUCCGAGCAAGCUCUCCAGGGCGCUCUAGCGGCGGGGCGGGAAAAGGAAGGAGAGCUUGCAACAGCGUCUCUGGAAUUUGAAUUCCACCUCAAAUUCAUCUGUGCCUGCCCGUCGAAUGAGCUGCCAGAUUUCCGCCGAUCAGCGCGAAGCGGAAACGAGCGCGAAUGGAACAAACUUUGAAAAGCAAGCGCCAAGGGUAAUGACGCCCGGCAUUACUAAUGUCAUCUCCACCGAUCAGUAUUUCGCAUCGACUUUUUCGAUGAUAAAGAAAGACUGUAUUACAGACUUUCUUGAGUAGGCCAACAUCGAGCAUAGUCAAAGAAGGGAGGGAGUGGCAGGGAGUGACGAGUUCAACUUUUGUAUUAUUUUUCGUUUCUAAUUAUUUUAGUGGAAUGACUGUAAACUAGCAGGGAGGGCUAAUGCGCUCUUCCACCACAAGCAAAGCAUUUCAUUUAGAUCAAGAAACUAAGAUUUAACAAGAGUGUUGAAAGCACGCCCGAGUAAAAAGAGAGAAACUAAAUUUCACCAGCAAGCUCGAGUUUGAGUUUAUGGCGAACCAUUGUCGCAAUAUGUAAGGGAAUCCGGUGUCCUGGAAAUUUUUGCCCGUGGAAUCCUGAAUCCUGGGCUUUAGAAUCCGGAAUACAGCUCAAGGAACCGCUAACGAUUGGAAUCCGGAGUCCAAGUUCUACUGAAAAAGAAUCCAAUCCAGUGGCUGUAAUCUGGAAUCCACGGCGUGGAAUCCAAAAAUUUCAUCAACUGAAAGGCUGUCUUGGAUUUCUUUAGAUGGGCUGACCAUUGAAUAAAAAUAAUCCUCUUACACAGGCAUUAUGGCGCCACACAACAAGGAACUUACAAAUAACUUUGUACUCUCUUUUCUUUAGGAUUAUCCUUCACCAGGAUUGGUUCGCGAGGUUUUGCUGGAAUCGAAUGUCGUUCCAAUCUUCGCCGUCUCCGCUAAAGAAAAACCAACUUAUGAGGUAAGCGUUGAAUUAAAAAAUGUUUUGAUAAAAGUGUUAACUUUCAGGCGUCAUUUUUUUAUUUCUCGCAGUAAAUAAUUUGGCGAAAGUAGACUUUAUGAAUUGACCUUUUUUCCGAGACUACAGAUCUUUGCACGAAGAAAGAGACACACUGGCAUUGAUGAGUCUUUCGUAGCAUGCCCAGUGCGUGAAAGAGAGCAAUAUGCGGAAUGACGGUUUAAGUUUGAAAGCUUUUUAUAGACUAAGCAUCAGGCGCAUUGUAAAAGAAGUGGAAAUUGCACAAAGCAGAAAUUUAAACCUCCUCUCUCUAUUAUCCUAAAGGAUGUUCCAAAGGAGCAGGAGUCACCUCCUUUAGAAUUUGAAAGUAUACCCAGUAAUUUAAAAGAUCUUAGUACAGUUUGAACCUAAUUUGGUUUCCCCAAUUUAGAGACUAAAGCUGAGUUCCAUGAAUCCAUCAGUAAAUAUCAACUCAAAAGAGUGCUUUUAGAGAACAAUAACAUAGCCCUCCAUCAAUGCAAGCAGCUGUACAAUAAACUGAAUCAGAUUUUGCCUCGGGGGUAUUUAACUUUCUGCGCCGAGUUGUUCAAAUCGUGGAUAAUACUAUCCUCUGAAUUUAUCUUUAGCUAUCAAGUGGAUAACGCAAUUAUUUUCCCCAAUUAUACUUGUUCGCUGCAUCCGUUUGGAUAGCGCCAUCCGACGUAUGAACAACCGAGGCCUGCUGAUGAAGAAGUUGAUUGCCGUUUGGCAGCAUCUCGCCCUGAACCUUUCAUUGCAUCUAAGCAUAUGUGAAACUUGCACGGAUUGUAGAAAUUAUGGCCAGUGGCUUAAAAUGCAUGUUUGUGGAAUCUAAUUCUCGCUACUGUUAGCAGUUUUCCCCCAUGCACCCUUCAACUCAAAAUAAAAGCGAUUUUGUCUACUUUAAUCACUAAUGCUUGAGAGCGUUAUCUGUUUGAGAGCUAACCUGCAAUCAGGCGUCGUAAUUGUGUUGUAAUUUGUUAUCCACGGAGCGCUUAGGAGUUGCGAAGAACUCGUACGCGUUGAAACGUGUCCGUGAAUUCCAGAUCGAAUUGGAAUUUGAAGUGUUAGGUUUUUAUGUAAAGGGAAAAACCGGAGUACAAGGAGAAAAACCUCUCGGAGUAAGGGAGAGAACAAACAACAAACUCAACCCACAUAUGGUAUGGACGCCAGGAUUGGAACCCAGUCACAUUGGUGGGAGGCAGGUGCUCUAUGCAAUGCGCCACCCCGAUAAAUUUUUGCUUUUUCACCUAAUAACCCCUAAUUUAUCUCAAGUACAAACUUUGUAUCUGAGCUGUACUUUUCUCCUCGGUCAGAAACCUAGAUCUGUACCCUAAACAUACUUCAUCGAAUUACAGUAGCUGCAUUAGAUGGCGCUGGUAUAUUUGAGGUUGUUCUUCCCAGCGAAGUCCGAAUGUCAUAGUACUGUAUAUUUUCAGAUCGCUAAGUCAGGUCUGUCUUUCUACUCAGUUCGAUUUGUAUAUUUUAUCCCGAUAAUUUCUUCUUCUCUUUUGUGCGUUCCGCUUUUAGCUUUAAAAGUGAGUGCUGGUUCGCCUGAGACCACAGUAUCAGACAGAUGGUUAUUGUCAUCUCGUCUGCACAGAAUCAGGUCAAUAAAGAAUAAUCUAAAGCUUCUCACUUGAACAAAGUAGAUUGCAAAGUUCAAUAGAGCGCUUAAAUACACGACACAACCCGUUCCAUAACGCCACGCGUAAUCAGUUUUAAAGUCACGCUGUGGCUUAGCUAUCUGCGUAUAUGCAAUGUUUCCUAAAAAGAAAAAGAAAGGGAUUAUAAAAGAGAAUGUUAAUGCAACGAGAAGUGUGGUCCCCCUAAUCUUUUUGAGGCGUAGCUCGGCCUGAAAAUCUCUCUUCGUCACCGUGGCAACCUGUCGUCUUCCGCUGUCCCAUACGGUUUUCAUCAAACAGAGGUUGACAUACGUGACGAACAUUCCUGGAAGAAUGUACUGUAUUGGAAGAAUGAUCCAUGUUACUCUGAAGGGAAAGAAGUGUUCGUUAUUUUUACAGAUGACAGUGUAGUGAGUGUCGUUAAGGACCACAGUUGUUCCGUCAUAUGUCGCCGCAGGGAGUAACAUGAAGAGUGCUCCCAGUAACCACGCAAAAAUGAUCAUUCUGCGCAUGCUCCUGGUUGAGACUGUGCGAAAAACGGUGCGAGUCGCUAAAUACUUCUCAAUACUUAUCACUACAAGGGUGUUUACGGUAGCAGCUGAGAACAAGAAGUUAGUAUACCGCACCGCCUUGCAAGCCCACCCUUUUGAAAUACAUCAAACGAGAUUUGAAUGCAGAGUAGAGGUGCCGAGACUGCCGAGUUAAGGAGAUCCGACAGAGAUAAACUCCUUAUGUAUAAGUUCAGAUUUGUAACGAAGCGAUUUGUCUGGAUAACACCUCUCUUCGGCUUUUUUCCGAGAAAGUAAAAUAUGCAACAGUUUCCAAGAAAUCCCACUAUACCAAGAAAUAACAAAACGACGCAUAGAACACGUUUUGUGAUGUUUCCAGCCGGCGUAAAAACGUAGGUUAGGCCCAGUGUCUUCGUGUGAUUGCUCAACUGAGUUGAAUUGCUUCCAAAGAGCUUUGAAGGUAGCCAUGGGGUGGGGAAUAUGGUUUCGUUGUUCAUGGUUAGCUAUACUCAGCCCGCGAAGUUUAAUAAGGCAGCCAGGAAGCUCACCAUGAUCCGGUACCUGUUUUAGCCACUCUGUUAAAGAAAGAAAACUUAAAUUAAGAACUAAUGUAUGACGUUUUAGAUAACAAAACGUGUUAGUAAAUCGUAGAGGAAAUACAAAGGAAACCCUUGAAUUACCGAAUUUAAGUAGCGUAAAAAAGAACCCAUUUUUACCAGACCCUCCUUUCUGGAUCUUUUUUUCCGCGGAUUAGCAUGAAAAUGGCGAGAAUUUUCCUAGCUGGCUGUAAUUUUUCGUUUUUGGCGAAUAUUUUGGAUCCUUCUUUCUUGCUCUCUUUUCUCUUUUUCCGUUAUUUUCUAUGUGUAGUAUUGUUAGUCAGUUGAUCGUCUUUCUUUCUCAUCGAAUUGUUGCUGAAUAUCUUUAAUCCAGAACUUGAGAAGGAAAUUUUAUCUAGAACGAGUAGCUGGGUAGGGAAUGGUGAAAUUGGCAGCCAAUUUCCGCCCAAAUUUUAGUAGAAUUUUGUUCGUAAAACUCUGGCAGGAUUGGUUAGAAUUUCCCAAAAUGAGGUGUUUGUGCAAAGAUCUAUCCCUUCCUAAUUUGUCGUGCUUACUGAACUUAAUCACUUCAACUAAAAGCUAAGUCCGUUCAGAAAUGCAUGAUCUGCGUCGCUCUAAAUUGGCCCGAAUUGGCUCGAUCCGUCCAUGGGGUUAACAUACUGAACAUGAGAAUUGCCUUUCUUCCAAUUUAAAAAACCUGUUCCUCGAAAAAAAAAACGUUAAACUUGACGAACGUUUGUCGAAAAAAGCCAAUUUGUGACAAAUUCUGAAAUUGGUUGCGGAGAAUGUUUUGCUCCGAUUUUGUCAGCGAAAAUACUUUUAUCUUACUUAUUCUUCUCCAAAUUAAAAGGAAAGGAUUAACAUUUGUAGGUAGAAUAUGAUGCAAUAUUACUCCAGAUCAGGUAAAUUUACAGUGGGAAAGAGAAGAAAAAACAUAGUUUGGCACAAAACAGAUAUGACACGCCAGAAUGGGCCAUUUUCAUGAUGACGUCUUUUUACUACUUAGCCCAGAACGUUUUGUUUUUCCUUUCAUAUUGAAAUUUGGUAAUCCCAGUGAGGUUCAAAUAACAAAAGAUAAUUUGCUCAAGGAAGCAAAACCCUGAAGGAUUCUGGUCGCAGUAUUGAAACGACGCUAUCGUGCAAGUGGCCUAGACCUCCGAAAACCUAGUCUGCUACCCAGCCGUUUUUGGUAUCGUCACGCAACGCUCCUUCAUUGCGUGACGACACUAAAAACGGCUGUGUAGCAGACUACCGAAAACCCGGCCGCCAGGCUUACACGAGAGGUCUCAGUCACAUGCUGUCAAAUACAUUAUAACUAUGCGAGACAAAGGAAAGUAUUAGGUUAAUUAAGUCUAAGAAGACUUUUAAGCAAUUUUCUUUUGAAUCACAGUAAAGUCUCAGAAUUCUUUACGUCUUUGGGCAGAGAAUCAGUCCAAACAAGAGAACAUAAAGGACCUUUAUGUUCUCGUGGUGUUCCAAGAGAGGCAGCGUGGCUGAGUGGUUAGAGCGCUGGACUUGCAAUUCGGAGGCCCCGAGUUCAAGUCCCGCCCUGACCGCCAGCUGGAUUUGUUCUCGGUAGUCCCCGAAUUGAAAUCCUCGACCUCGCCUCAGUGUAAAUGGCCAGCUGGUUUGCUUCCGGCCAGUUGGGAUCCUUAACCCUGUUAUGUUGGAUUCAACUUAUUUGUUUCAGGAAUUUGCUCGGCCCUACUGGCAUUAGUGCUAUAAAUACUGCCGAGGGUAAAUAACGGAAAUUUAUAUAUAUAUAUUUUUUUCAUUUGGUCCAAAUGUCCUGGAAACGACUCCGGCCCGUUGAAAUAAUUGGAAGUUCAAUUAUAAUGGGACAGUAAUCUUCUGCUCUUAGUAUUGUAUAAGUAUAUUUGAUUGUUUUUAAGAAAUACCUUAUAAUAGGAAAUUAACGUACCUCUCCAUGAAAUUAAGGUAUUGGAAAUUAACGCCACUUAGAUUGGCGCGAAUGACAGUGUGAUGGAAAACGACUGUCGAAUGAAGGAAAUUAACGCAAAAGGAAGGGUAACAUUUCAAAAUGAAGGAAAUUAACGCGACGUGCACAAAGAAACAAAACAUGUUGAGACAACAGGAACAAAUUUCAACAAAUCAUCCGAAAUGGAAACUUUGUUCGUAGCACUUUCCCUAAACGUACGAAGGGGGCCAAGUGAAGUUCGAGGGUUCAUCAGGGCUUUACUGGUGCUGGCGGAUCUUCAUCCUGACAAAAUACUCCUCUUUCUUAGGUGUCAAGAAUGUGCAAAGAAUAUUGAGAAUUUGAGGCCGAAAUAAUGGAAAUCAAGGUCGCGAAAAUUAAGGUUUACAAAAAUGAGCGUGACUUGAAUUAACGCUCAUUCCUAAACUUCGUGUGCUAAUUUAAUGAAGCGUUAUUAUAAUUUUCUACAAUCAUGAAACUAGAGAAGAGUAAAUGAUGAUGAAGCAAAGACAUAAAUUUUGCUCCAAGAAAUAUCACUUUAAAUUGAACCCUUCGAUGUGCCGCACUCUAUGAUAAUAAUAAUAAUAAUAAUAAUAAUAAUAACAUUUUUUUUAAAUUUUAAAAAAUAAACGAUAAAAAAUUUAUUGAUACCAAUGCUAACUAUUAAAAAGUCCUAUUUACAACAAAUUGGCUUAAAAAGCUAUUCAGUCAAAACACUGUUUGCAAUUCCUCUCGAUUAGAAAAAUCAUUUAAAUAAAAAAUAUAUUCGGAUUAAAAACAUUAAUUUCAUUUCAAAUUUCGAUUAGAAAAAAAAACUAUUUUCAAUGAUAAACGCAUUCUUACUAGGAAACUGAUUACUAGAGAGGAAGAAAGUAAAAUAGCAUUCUCAAUGCCUUAUUAGCCGAAUAUGUGUGUCCUGUUUGAAUAUCGAAGUUAAUGUCUGACAUAGCAAUAAUAAUAAUAAUAAUUGCCCACCGCGAACAGCCUCGCGAAGACGCGGGCUGCAAGGCGACAACUGAGGCAGAAUUGAUCUCAUUUGCAUCAUUGCCCGCUGGAAUUUUUUAUUGCCUGCCGCUAAGAAAAUAAUAACGCCGCAAAGUUUACUGUGUCUUUGAAUCAAAAUAAUUCGGAAGUCUUCAUUGUAGUCUUCAAAAGUAGACCUCCUAAGCUUUAAAAAGCACGGUGGGCGUAUAGGACGCAAACAGACGCAAAAAAUUGCGAGGUAGAAACUACUUUUGAAUUUUUCAUUCGUUUGAGCUUUAUUUGUUUUGCCAUAUCUUCAAAUUUUAAUUUUGCCGUCAAUCUUGUGACGCCAUUUUCCCGCCAAAAAGCGUUAAAAUCGAAAAACAAAAAACAUAGUAUUUUUUGGAAUACAAAGUUCUACCAUCCUGCAAAGUUUGAGCUCAAACGAAUAAAAAAUGCAAAUUUAAGUAUUUACUACAUCGCAAUUUUUUGCGUCCUAUACGCCCUCCUUGAAGAGACCAAAAAAACCUGUAUGUUGAAUAUUAUGCACUCAAUGUCAGAUCCCGAAGGAAAUGGUUUUGUUUUCCCGAGAGUCCUGAUGUUUUCCGAGACGAAUUCGAGGGAAACAUCAGGCUUAACAUUAGGGUUUACAGGCUUAUUGCAAAUCAGGAGUCAGUAUUAAUUUUGUUGCGCGGUAUUUCGUUGUCCUAUUUAUCAUCAUCAUCGUUAUUAUUAUUUUUCGUUUUCUCUAUUUAAGAAAAUAGAAAACCAUAAUUGAAAUGGAAAAUUAAAACCACGACAUUCAUAAUGUAGAUGUAGAUGGUAAUGUAAUGUUCCCACCUCGUUCGUAUGUAAUAACUGUCCCAAAUAAUUUUGUUUAUCCUGAACACCAUCAGGUUUGGAAAUCAUGUAGGAAAGUCUGUUUAAUGCCGGUAAAUCUUUUAUUCCCCACCACCAAAGUUUGUUUCGAGAAAAUAUAUGAGUAAAUCUAUGAGUAGCGACUGAGCCGGCCACAGUCUAUGUCUAACUGUCAUCGCGAACUAUUAGCGACUUUAUCGUAUUAUUUUGUCUUGCCUGUCACAUUUAGGUCUCGUUUGAGUUACAAGUAUUCGUUUUCAAGGGCACAGUUUUGCAAGAUGCUUAUUUAGACACCAGCAGGAUAAAUUAGAAUUUCCUGGUAUUUUGAGCUAAUAUUGUUGGACAAAGAUAAUCUAAAUAAAAUUUAUAAAUACUUACCCUCCAAGCUGAGUUCAAACAUAAAAUAAUUGCACAUUUAGCGAAGGUAGUAUAAUCUUGUUUGGAUACUGCUUAUCUAUUUGAGCAGGUGAGUUUUGAAGCAAUCGACAACAAUGCUGUUGAUUAAUAAGCAUAUGCAAAGUAACUAAAAAGAAACCUCAAUACAUGCGCUGAAGACAACCGUAAAGAGAAUUGUUCUUUUCAACCAGGAGAAAAUCGGAAACGUUUUGUAUUAAUUAACUGAGUCUAAAGAAAAUGAAGCUUCACUAAUGACUAGAUGCUUGAAAAGAAUAUAUUUAACUUCCGUCGAACACUGCACAGUAUUUUCUAUUUUCUUGCUUGCAUGGUUAUAAGAUUUUCAGGUAUAGUGCCUGAUAUCAGAAUUGUUAAUAUUUGUUUCAUAAACUGUCUCAUACAACUAAUGUCGUUUUAGAUAAAAACGGAUAUUCCUACAAUUUCAACAUGCAAGUUUCUUUCUUCUUAUAGCAGAAGUUGUAGAUUGUUUGUUCUAACACGAGACAGGAAAGCAGUCUAACUAUAAAACUUGUGUCUAAGACUCUCAAUGGAAAUUUUAAGCGCUUGCCGGAAACAUUGGCCAAGUAACAAUGUGGUGCUUCUGGUCGCUGUGUGCUUUUCUAGCCGACAAACAAUCUUUAAUAGAGCAUCUGUUUACGAGAACCGUUGCGUAAUGAUAAAAAAAAACGUAUCUGGAAGGGCUUACGUAAACCUAACUGGAUUUCAAGCACCAAAAGUGUAAUAAACUGCUUUUAUUGUAGACCCCCACUUUCACAGACAGCGAGUUAGUGCUCCUAGUGAAGGCAGUUUGUUAUAGAGCGGGCUUGCGCCAGGAGAAAUUGGGUCGAAACCAUUUGCUUUAAACAGAUAUCAUAUGUUUACAUUCAGAUUAACAUUCAUUAACACCCAUUGAUUAACAUUCACUUUAAAGGAGUUAUUUUUAUCCUUUCUGUAAGUUCAUCUAAUUUAACUCUACCACUUGGGAAAGAAAGUACUUUAUGUAAGUAUAUUAGUGCACAUAAAAUUUCUCCGAGUUGUAUUAUCUUAACUCUAGAGAUAACCCUGUGAAAACUUAUAUACUAGUAAAUUCCUAGUUUCUUUUUGCAAAAUCCUUAGUAAAUAUGCUCUUAUGCAAACGUUUGCUAAAGUGAUUUCAUUUGAAAGGUAACAUCAUAAGGAUUUAUUCCCUGGUUUAAAAACUAGAGCGGAAAAUCAACUUUAGCUAACUUUUCCUAGGAGAAUUUCGGUAUGGAUUCCACGUUUGGAUAUCUGCUUGUUGUAAAGAUGCGAGAUAUAUUCUAUAUUCUUCCUUGAGGAGGUUAAGGGUGUUAAUAAGCAGCGGAAGCAGUGACUUCACAAAAACAAAUACAUGCAUGUUGGGGGUACAGUACAGUACCGCAAAUGAUCGCCAUUGUCGACCGCAAGAGAUCCCGUGAAAAGUAGAGGAAUAGAAUGGAUUUCAGGCGUGGAUGGUAAAUUUGCUGAGAACUUGGACAACGCGUAGAGCAAUGAAAUGAAUAAAAGGAUAAAUAACCGAACUGUUUCCGAGUUUUGGCAUUUUAUUAUCCUUUCUUUCCAGCAUUUGAUGUUUCGUUGCUGUGAAAAUUUAGGGCAGGAAGGACUUUGAGGAAACUUGUCUUUCAGAUUUUAACGCCUACGAAUAGAGAAAUAUGACCCUUGUAGAGGUUUCCGGUUGAUUUCGAAAUACACUUAGCAACUACAGCUCGUGAAAAUGUCGCGUCUGCUAGAGACAGAGACAGUUAUAAAGAUACAAAUCAGGGAAACAGAAACGAAGGAACGAGUAAGAGGAAAAUUUUGUAUUAAGAAUUCCCCAAAUGGGGUUGUACUAGAGCAACUUUUAUUUGGGUCGUUUUAGAGACUUAAGCCGUUACACUAAGUUAUCAUUUUCUCAAGUUGAUACGAGGUAUAUUAAGAUACAAUGAGGUAGGAUUUGAGGAAUUUGUUGUUAAGAAUAUUGUAUCUAAUUGAAAUGCAGUAUGUGAAGUUAAGUUCAGUUUAGCUUUAAUGCUAACCACCAAAUAAGCAAGACACUGCUUUGCUGUGCAAGAGCUAUUGUUUCACUGAUAGUAUUUGAGUUUUAAAUGUAGUUUUACACUUUAUUUUAUUUUUUUUUAAGUCUUGGCAUUUAUUUGUUAAAUGAAUUCAGUUCAAUUAAUACUUUUUGUUGCAAUAAUAAACGUGACACGAUGGUCCAGUAACUUGAGUCCAGGCCAUUCUAAUUUUCCUCUUGGGAUCAUUUGCGGUCGACAAUGGAGAUCACUUGCGGUCGAGGAUCACUUGCGGUCCAUUUUGGGGAUCAUUUGCGAUCUGGGGAUCAUUUACGGUACUGUACAGUUGUGUACCACACCGUAUUUACGUGAUUAAACCUCGCCAACCGAUAGUUGGCGCUCGGUUCUGAAACCAGAUGUAUCCUUUUCCCUUUACCAACAGAAAAUAGCUAGCAAAGUAACAAUACGUGAUGUCAAUUCUGCCGGCCUGAAUUUACGAUACACCGCUUUCUGCUCGUAAGUAUCCUUUAAUUAGGUGCAUUUUCACUCGCGCUUAAUUCUCACUUGCGUUCGAACGAAAAUAUUACGCGUGUAAAUUUCAUAGAGGCAAAGAAUUACACGAAAGGUCAGGCGUAAACCUUUUAGUUCAACAAGAGUUUAACUCUUACUUUUACGCGAGACCUUUCACUGGGUAUUUUCUUUAUUUAAUUUAAGCGCGUAAAAUUUACGUUCGUGCGCACGUAAAAAUUGAGCGACAGUAUGAAUACACCCUUACUUAAAGAAAAAUAUAACGUCUUAUAGAGCAAAAAUCAAUCUUUUUACUCUAGCCAGUUUCAAGCUUUUUACAAUAAUUUCCCAGUGUAGCCAAGAGCUUCGGCAUGAAUUUCUUGUUCGACUAGUGCUGUAACCUUUUAAACAAAACAUAUUCAGAAACCAAUUUGAUAAGGUCAAUUACCUUUUAAGAGUGUGUCCAUGAGAGAACCAGGCAGGCAGUGAUAAUGCUCAAAUCACGGAAUUCGCUCAAACUUGGCACAAUUGAUGGGUGUGGUGAGAUAUUAACCUCGACAAAAAAUAAGGUCGCAAUAUUGAAUUCCCUGGGAUUUACAGGGACCCCCCCUAAAAACGACAAAAUCUACUCAUUUUUGCAUAAUUAAUUAGCUAACUUUGGUUUGGCUGUUCAACAAGAAGAAAAGACAACUUCAAAUCUAAUCAACUUUAUCAUCUUCUAUGUUUAUCAGACUUAAUGCUCAGUAAUUUAUUUUUACUCUCUAAUUCCAUAUCUUCCUAUUAUUUAGCCUAAAGUAAAGACAUCUUCUAACUGUUUUGACCAAACCCUAAAUUUAAGGUAUUUUAGUGGCUAACAUCUCCCAUGAGCAACAACCUAUGAACUUAAUUCUCACAUAUUCUUUGAAAGACAUCUUUAAGGUUAUCAAAUCAAUCAUAAAAUAUUUGGGCAAUCUCAUACUUUAUCAAUAAUGACGUAUUAUGUACAUCUGACUUGACUCUUUUUUGUCAUUUGACCAAAAUACGAGGAAACGUAACAUUCGUUUUUCUAAACAAAAAUAGCACAAAGUUGGCGAGAAGUCACAAAUCAGAUGCCUCAUUGUCGAUACUAAUAGCGGAAUUGUUAGAAAGUGUCACCUGAGGCAUGUUUUCUGUGUUAUUUAUGGACGUUUGGAUGGAUAUUUUAUGGAACGCUUGAGUAAACACAAGGAGCAAAAGAUUUAGUUCAAAACCUCGAUCGGUCCAACUUGUAGGUGAAACAAGACCCAACAAGGAUAAAAGAUAGUGAAUAAAUGUUACAUACACGUCUCUCAGAUGCUUUAGUUCAGAUUUGCUGCUCCAGUUUCGUCUGGUCCUCUGUGGCGUUACUUCGUGACGAGGUAAUGAAAUCGAAACAUCUUGAAACAUUGCAAAAUUAAAAGUGUCGGCUUUUCACCGAACAUUCGAAGUCUUUGAAAUAAGUUGUAGUCAGAAUGAACAAAAUCAUUCUCAAAGGACAAGAAAGAUCACUGACAAUCCGUCUAUAUCUACGGAAAACAACCACCUGCUCGAACACCCUCCAUCUUUGACUUUGGACUCUGCCAAAACGAUGGAAUCUGUGACGCCGGACUACCGGACUCCGGAAUGCGGAAUACGCUACCUAUUGUUUGUACGCGCCAAUAUCCUGUUAUAACUGGUGUGUUGAAAAUAGGUUGCGAAAGUCGUGUUACUUGAAAUUUUGAGUUUAUUCGGUGUUGACAUUAAUUACCAUGAUAAUAAUCGUCCAUAAUAGCCCUUUUCGUAGUCAGACCGUGCCGUGCAAUUUUUAGACAAUUAAUGACUUGCCAUUGGGUAUACUGACUUACUUACUUGUAUUUUAAUCCUUGUAGUCUUACAACUAUACAGGUUGGUAUCUGUAUCUGGGUAUAUUAUUGACUACAAAAAUAUAAUAAUAACCGUUUAUAAAAGUGUUGAGGAAAAACUUCUGAGGAAUACAAAAGACCCAAAAGGAGGCACUAAUACACUGCAAAAAAAGUCGACAAGACUUCUUUAGCUAUUCAAGGAAGGUGUAAAAGAACAGUUUCUUGAACACAGACUAAUACACUAUAUUAACUUCUCAUUUAAGCUGUCAUUUGCGGAUUCAUACAGUGGAUUAAGUUCUCUUAACGGACACUCUCGUAUAUAGCGAAUAGCUCUACUUACGACCGCCAUCACAAAAUCCCGUUUCAACUUCCACACAAACUCUGGAUUUUUACAUUCCCGUAGGCGACCGCGGACACUUAAAGGGUUUACCGGUGAAUUAGAUGUUAGCUUUGAUUUAAAGCUCUCGUAAGCAGACACACGAAAGAAAAUCUUAUCCACCUCUUAAUGUUGUUGUUGUUGUUUUUUUUUUUUCAUAUCAUGUCCACAGUCAUUGCUGUUUGUCACUGUUAUGAAUCAUUCUUAUAUAUCCGUUUCAGAGUUACCGUAUGAGAUUCAUUGUUGUAAGCGGCCAGCUCCAGUUAAGGACGCCUUUUUCUCUUCCCGAGGGUGUCCUCUUACGAGAGCUUCCACUGUAUUACAAUUUGGGAAGGGUGUUAAACAUAUGGAAGCGGUUGUUUGAGAAAAAUAUCUAACUCAAUGUGAAAGUGUGGUGUAUUUUGAGUUCUACUUGGGAACAUUACUGCCACAGUUAGGCUUUAUAAGACCCGCAAACGACAGUGCUAGAUAAAAAUUCAGUGUUUAUGACAGUCAAAUCUGGUGCCAGCAGGGUUGGGCAUUUGUACGCAAUUUGGCCACUCCCUGGGGAGAAGGGACUCCAGUAUGAAAAAAAAAAAUGGUAUUCUUGUCGCAAGCCAAAUUGGACGUGUCUCACGCUUUAUUUGUCUCUUUGAACUGGUCUGCACGAAGAUCCGACUUCACUUCGCUGCUAUUUCACGUGCGACUAAAAUACAAUAAAUAGUUCUUUCCAAAACACGAAGACAAAGCGACUUCUAUCUUCGAGUUUGAGAAGACAUGGGAUCAUUUAUUAUCAUGGUCUGAAUAAAGUUGCCAAUAGAUUUGGAAUUCUAAAUUAUUUAUUAGCAUACAAUAACAAUAAAAUAAUCUCAAAGAAUGUCGGAAAGUCAUAUUUUCGACUGAAUUUUGUUCACUGGACUCUCGCUCCUGGAUCCUGGCUCCUGGCUCCUGACUCCCGAUACGAUGUUUCCGUAUGGUGGCAACCGCUGCUUAAAAAUGCGGGCUCCAGUUAAUGUCAAAGAUGGCGGACGUUUGUAACAUGUGAAUUGAGCUACAACAGUGGCAGAAAUAAUUCUUUCAAUGGGUUAAAAAUCGGCUUUCUACUUUUCGUAUUGUUUUCUCCUAAAACAACUUGAUUUGGAUUUUGGUGCGUAAACUGAUGGCUAAGGAAUUUUAGUCGUACAGCGAGUCACGGCGCUGAACUACGCUUAACUGGACAUCGAGGGUGGCAUGGGUAACAAAUCAAAGCGUGCACAAACUAGCAGUUGAAACAUCUAAGAGAUACGUAUAUGGAUUUUAUUGACCGUUUAUAUUGUUUUUAGGGCGAAAUUGUUAACGUAAGUAAAACUGUGAAUUAAAUCUUUGUAUGUUGUUUUUAGUUGAAAAGAUCGCUUAUAUAGCUAUCAAAAAUCAUCGUUAGGGUUUCUUGCACAACAAUUUCAACGAUUUUACCCUUAUUAAUGUUAAAUCAUUGUCUGAUGAGUUUUUUUGUUUGAUUUCUCCUCAUUCAAAGGCAAACACACGAAUAUUGUGAGGGCCUGAAUUUUGAUGAAAUAUGCAAAAGUCGUUCAGUCACAUGAACAGUUUAUGUCAACACAUGGAAGAAAGUGAAUUGCCCAAACUUUUUAUGAUCUUUUUUCUCAACUUAAGUGAUGGCUUUAACUACUCAUGCAAAAGUUAUAAAGAUAAGCUGUUGCUCAUCAGAGAUAUUUGGGAAUAAAAUACCCUAAUUUUACGACUUACUCAAUAAUUGGAAAUGAUGACCCAACCUAAGGGGGCUAAGAGGGAGGAAUGAAUCGGCGACUUUAAACAGUUUAACGUGCUUAAAGUCUUAUGAACUCAGAUCAUCUCUCAGUGCAUUUAAGUUCAGGGUGGCUUUUCUGUUUGUUGCACUGGCAUUGUAAAGUUAGCUAAUUAAUUAUGCAUAAAACGGGCAAAAUGGCGAUUUUUACAGGGGGAGCCCGAAUCUCCCAGGGAAUUUAAUAUUUGGACCUGACAUUCUUUCACAUAAGUUAACUCCUGAUACCUAACAUUUGUGCCGAGUUUGAGCGAAAUCGGUGAUUUGAGCAUUAUCACCCCCUGCCUGGUUCUGCCUGGUCUUCUCAUGGACACACUCUUAAGUUGUAAGGAAACCUGAAAAAAUUGCAAAUUUUUUCCUCCUUUAACAUUUUUAUGAGAUUAGUUAAAGCCAAACAAUGCAAAACAAAUCCGCCAUCCUCCAUUUGCGGUCCUCAACUAACACUUGAAUGCUUUUUACGUGUUGUUUUUUUUUAUUAGGAAAGGAAAGGUUUAUGAAAACACAAGAACAUGUACUGGUGUUGAAUUAGGAGAAACGGUAUUUUAUCUAUAAUAUUAUGGGUGACGAAUUUCUCCUUAAUUUUGACGUGAAAUUUCAGCGUCAAUUUAUAAUUUCACAAUCAUGUGAAAUUAUAGAAUUACCAUGGCAACCUUCCGUACGUCUCAAUAGAGAACUUAAGAUGGAGACGUUUUCGGGGCGACGGCGACCGGACUGGCAGAGAAAGCCUGGAACUAAGGCAGCCGUCGCUCCCCGUCAAAAAUAGAACAUUAAGAUCGCAGUGAACUCAGAAGGACGGCGCCUUUAAUUAGAAGAAUACCGAAGAGGAAAAUAUGGCUUCACAUAAAGAAUUAAGAGAAUAAAUAUUUGCUAUGCAGACAACAUGUAUCGGAUGAAGAGUUUCUCGUUUUGUGGGAAAAUUAUGAGUCCAAAAAUCCCGAUUUUCCUCGGGACAGUUACGAUCCGUUCACGCUAAAAAACAUGCGGGAUGCAGCUGAGUUCAAGGCAGAAUUUCGCGUUGAAAAAAAAUGAUCUCCACAGGCUUGCGAAGCCUUUUAAAUUACAGGAACAUUAAAAUGCUACCAAGGAACCGUAUUCUUAGUUUGGUAUUGAAAUAAUUCCCGGGAAAUACUUGCAUGCAGCAGCAACAACAACGGCAACAACUUUAUUUCGGUAUUCCCACGCCGAGUUAGUACAUGGUAUUACCUACUAUUCUAUAUAAUUUUCAAUGCGUUUCAUUUAUACGAUAUUCCUACGAAAAGAGCGAACCAAAAACACACAAUUAAAAUAUCGGAGUUCAUAUUUUUUGUCUGGAUACUAUUAUUUGGCUCGUGGGAAAAUUUUGUCCCAUGUCAAGCUCACUUACGGUUGGCUGUUUGCCAAGUUGGAUCUUGACCCUGUGACAUGAAAACAUAGAAACAUUCAAAGAUGUAAGUUUAGAUAACAGAGCUUGGAAAUCGAGCUUGAAAUGUGCCUCAAAGAAAACAAGGACAAUUUAAGAACGAUAAUCUGCAAAAUGUUGGUUGCUAAACGCAACAAACCUGAUUGAAAUGAAAGUUAAAUACUCACGUUUUCGCCACAACGCCAAACAGACCAGUUUCACGUCGCCGACGGGACCACGACGGCAAGGUGGUGAGCACGAGCAUGCGCAAUAUCCAACAAAUGAUGAUGUCACGUCCGGUUGAAGUUGCCGUCGCCCCGAAAACGUCUCUAUCUUAAGUUGCCUAAUGCCAAGAUAGCGCUGACGAAGUUUUAGAAUUCGAUGAAUUGAGAUGUGAGGGCAUUAAAAGAAGCUUUAGAAAACCUAACCCGCACACGACAGAGCACAUCAUGAAGGAUUCUAAGAGGUAUUUUGUCGAAAUACUCGGAAAAUUCUGAACUUAAGCCAACUCUCGAGAGCUUCGAGUCCUCGAUCGAUACGAUAAAACCAGGAUAAACAUGUCCAAAACCCACGAUUGCGAACGUAAUUCGUCACCCAUGUUAUGAAAAGGUAAUCAAAUAGUAUACUCGUGAAAUUAGGAAAUAAUUUCACUUGCGUUUUGUCCAAAUCCUAACAAAACGCGCUUAAAACCUUCCCUAAUUUCACUCGUCACCAUUUGAUUACACAUACUAAAAUUGCUAAAUGUGAUCUGUUUAGCCACGAAACAGUUAGGAGUCCUUAAGCGCUCUUUCGAGCUAGUGCUGCAGUAUUCGUGCGUUCAAGAUGAAAUUGAAAUUUUUAAACUGUUAUUGUUUGAGGAAAAGGAGAGGAGAGGGGAAAGUGGAGAAGCUCUCGGAGCAACGAAAACAAAAAAAAGCAAAACAUGAUAACCUACACAUGGUGUCGAAAUCACAGAAGAGACUUGAAUACAAAGAAAAUGUGGCCAAAUACAGAAUUAUCGAACGUGUUAGUAUUUCGAUGACUUACCGUAAAGUUCCAAAAGUAACGACCCUCAUUACUUUCGGAUUUAGCAGCCUUUUCCUAUCGCUACUUUCGGAGGGUCGCUACUUUCAGGUAGCUAAAACGUGUAUCGUACAUGGGCUGUACGACGUUACGAUGAUAUUGUGAAAAUAUUCACACUUUAUUUGGAGAAACUUAUUUCAUGUUAUUGCUUUUUAAAUAAAUAUUCAAAAGAAUUCUUCCAUUACGUUGUGGUUAUUCACAAACGAAAGGAAGACUUUGAAAAAAAGAGAUGUAAUGUACCUUUUGAGUUACGUAAAGGAAUAUCAAAGAUCAUAAUAACCGUUAAAAGAUAAAUCUCGGAUCAGUUUGGUAAAGCUUGUUGUAACUAUAUAUAAUUUCCAUUAUUUCCACCGAGAAGGGAAAUCAAUUUUGAAGUCAUCACUACUUUCGGAGGGUCGCCACUUUUGGCAUUUGCUAACACCUGUGAAAUUUUAUCUCUUCUUUCGAAGGGUAGCUACCUUUGGGGGGUCUUUACUUUGGGAACUUUACGGUAGUUGUUAAACUUUGCUUUAGUACUAUUUACAAGCGUGACAAAUAACGUUAGUUAUUUCACUUGUGAGGAAAAAGAAUCGAAAUUUAAUCGCUUUACUUGAAAAUCGGCAACCAAGGAGAAAGUCAACUUGCUAGACUGUCUGUCCUGGGCUUUCGAGUCAAACAGUUUAUCAAGUUUAUUUAAAUUUAGUAAGUGUGUAUCUCAGUCCUUUUUUUUUUUGUCGUGUUUGAUUUAUUUGUCUGCAGGUUUCCUUUAAGGUGUCUGUAUCAACCAGUAAAUGCUCGGAUGAAUUACCAAGAAAGUGAGUACUUAAUGGAACAUUGUUCAAGGAGUGUUGAAAUAAACCCAGCGUAUUUCCUUCAUGGUUUUGUUUUUCCCUGUUACUGGCUAGAAAUUUUCGCGCCCUUAUCUCAAGCAACUAGGCAAGCCCAAACCAGCCGUUUGCAUGUGUUUUACCGCACUUUUGAUGCCGGCGACUUGUACUCGCAUUCAGUUGUGGUAUGUUUAUUGUAGAGCCAGCAUUUUUUUUCUGAUUGGCCCCAGACACUUGAACUACUAUAAAUAACUGUAAAAAGAAAACUUCCAGUGACUUAAAGUGAUUAAUACGUGGUAAACGUGAGCCCCACAGCUAUACGUUAUUGGCUAAUACAAGCUGCAGCUCUUACACAUGUACAACUCUAAAACAUUAUGGGUCAUGCGAUGACUUUUCUGAAAAUUCGGAAAGAGGCAUUAGGGUUCUCGCUAGCUGUAGGAUAAUUAUAUUUAGGAAGGCUGUUAAAUAAUCUAUGACGAGUCUGCAAGAUGAUAUAAACAUUAUGUGAUGUGGCGCCGUUGGGGGCUUUAGUUGGUGGCCAUCUUGGAUCUGACUAAAAAAUCAGGUUUAUGCAAAUACUUAGGAACUAAGCCUAUAGAGUGUUUUCACAUGACGUCACGGCGGCCAUACUGGUGUCCCAAAACAAUGAAACGGCGGCCAUGUUGGUGUCCCAAACUGGUCCUGUGGAAGUUGAACUCCUUUCUUAUGCAAACGCUUUCUUUUGUUCCAAUAAAUUUGCAUCGAUGCUGGUCACGUGAGUGAAAACACUCUAUUUUAUGCUUGAGGCGAAAAAUAUUUUAUGAAUAUUCAUUUUUCUGCUUUUGAUGCUUUUUGACAAGCCCAAAGUAUGGCUUGCAAGCUUGUUACUUAUGACGUCAUAAAUCCUCCCAAUAGUUUCCAACCAUCAACAAAUCCUGCCAAAGUCUGUCUAAGAAACAAAGGUUAUGGCACAAAAUCAUUAUGAAUCCCCGGCAUUUUUUUUUAAAUUUAUCUGAUUAAAAGGCAUUUGUUUCUGAGAAUAAUAAUUGUCCUUUUCUUGUGUUAAUCAGCUUUUCCAUCAAAACCCCAUGCGGACAAGUGUUUCUAAAGCUGUCUUACAUUUGUGAAUGCGAUUGUGAGAGCAAGGUAAGUUUGGUUUCGUUUCAAGUUAUGCACUACUCUGUUUAAUCUUACGUUAAUUACUUAAGCUGAUACACAGCGUCAAAAAAAUUCAAAUCGUAAGGUACCGUUUAGUUCCCUCUACAUUGUUUGGUGUAAUUCCCAAAGUGUCGUUAAGAUGGAGGGCUUAACCUGCGACAUGCUCGUUGCAUUUGCCAUGCGGAAUCAAACGAUCAGAGGUUGAGUUUUUUAAACUUGUGAUCAUGUCAAUUUUUAAGGCCAUUUAACUAGCUAAGGGUUUGUGUGUUUUUUUGAUAAACCACCAUAACUUUCAUUUACGUAAGCUUUAGUUUGGAAACCAAGAGACUUUUGUUCGUCACAGUUCAAAAAGACGAAGGUGCUAAUAAUCAGGGCAAAAAAUCCUUGAUUAGAAGUUGCCAUGCCAUUAUAAUCCGCGUUCAUCAGUAUGUGAUAAAUGAGAAUAAUCUGUCGGCUGUUGAUAAACAUAAGCACUUGGGCAUUUGGAUUGAAUCUUCUUUAAGGUGGGAUGCUCCUAUCAAUUACAUUGUUGGUAAGGCAAAUCGAGUAUUGGGUCUAAUAAGGAGAACAUUUGGGUCAAAAGAUCCUGUGCCAAUCAAAACAGCUUUUAUCGCUUUAGUUCGUCCUAUUCUGGAAUAUGCCUGCCCAGUGUGGAAUCCAUAUUUGGUUAAACACACACACAGUAUUGAAUCCAUUCAGCGUCGUGCUACUCGAUUGAUAUGUGGAUCUCAUAAUUCUUACACUGAAAGGCUCACUGAACUAAACUGGUCAACAUUGGAGCUUAGAAGAAAAUACCUUUGCCUGGUUCAACUUUACAAGAUAAUUCAUGGCUAUUCUGAUAUUGAUUAUACCACAUAUGUGGAUCUGACUGGCCCGACAAGAACUAGAAGAAACCAUGACUUUAAAAUCAGGCCUAGAGCAGCAAGGACAAGCUAUUUUAAAUUUUCAUUUUUUAAUCGUUAAGUUAAUGACUGGAACUGUUUACCAAACUCCGUUAUGUCUGCUUCCAGUUUGAACUCUUUUAAAACUUUAUUACUUAAUUAUCUUUGUAAAUAGUCAUAUGUUUCCCAUUUCCUACUGAAUUUGGAUUUUCUUUUUUAUUUAAUAUCUAAGUAGUUUAUAGUAUAGUUAUGUAUUAGUUUUCUAUUCUUAAUUGUUUUAUCUUUUCGUUUUGGAGGGCAGUUUUUAUAUGGGAAUUCAGUUUCCCCCUAUUGCUUUCCUUUACCUAUUGUACUUUUAUAUAUGUAUAUAUAUUUUUAUUUUGUACAUUGGUAAAAAGAAUUAUUAAACUUAAACUUAAACUUUUUCGAAGUUAACACAGCUCGUUUGCGCAGAAAAAGUUUUUUUCAGCAUUCUUGAAAAUAUUUUCUAAGGCUUGUGUGUAUUUUUGAUAAAUCACAAUAACUUUCAUUUACGUAAUCUUUAGUUUAGAAACCAAGAGAUUUUUGUUUGUCACAAUUCAAAAGGACGAAGGUGCUAAUAACUGGGAAAAAAAAUCCAUGAUUAGAAGUUGCCAUGCCAUUAAAAACCACUUUCGAAGUUAGCACAGCCCGCUUGCGCCACAAAAAUAUUUUUCGGCAUUCUUGAUAUUACAGACAAUUAGCCUACUUGAUUUUGCGCAUAUAAUCGAAGCGGUUGAGUUUACUCAAGGUGGCGCAGAAUACCGCAAGUUUAAGUCAGGGUCAGUUUAAAAGGUAUUAAGGUUCUAACCAGAAGCUCACCGGAAUAUGCACCAAUAUCCAUAACUGUCAGGCAUUAAAAGGGAAGAGAAAAGGGAUUUGUCCUUCCCUUUGGAACGCGCGCUCGGCCAGGUAGAUAUUACGGCCAUUUAUACGAAGAAAAAUAAGACCCGUCUUACAUAGGACGCGUCUUAAAUAAGACGCGAACUUUCCGUAUAAGCGGCACAUUUCGUCUAAAAUAAGUCGCGGCUUAGCUAAGAUGCGUCUUAUUUUAGAAAAGCCCUUAACACCUGUUCUUAGAUAAGACGCGCCUUAGCUAAGACGAGAAAAACUUCGUAUAAAUGACCUUCACGUCUUACAUAAGAUGCGAACGCAAAGUACGCAUGCGUAAAUUGUUGGCGCGCCACGUUGGAUUGCCGUUGCUACGGGCAACAUUCACAUGAAAACGAGUCAAGAACAGAAAUAAGACGCGAGCCAUUUAUAAGAGCUGUUCUCGUCUAAAAUAAGACAUGCUCGUAUAAAUGGUACAGUUCGCGUCUUCUGUAAGACGCGCCUUGUUUUUCCUCGUAUAAAUGGCCCUAUUGUAUUACAUGAUCUGAAAUGGGAAAACAAAACAUACAAGUUAAAAUGGUUUAUUGCCUUUUUCCUUUGCAGAUAAAGCACAGUAGCAGUGGGUGUAAUAUGAGAGGUGAUUUGAAAUGUGGAGUGUGCUCUUGUCAGGACGAAUGGUAAGUCUACUGAGUUAUGAUUAGAUACAGGGUGUUCUACUUGUACUUUCUCUCCGAUGGAACAUUUAGAUUAUAGUGGGUGCAUUAAAAAAAAGCAUUCGAUUUGCCAAUCGCCUAACAAAACAGCCGACAUUUCGCGACGCUACCACUAGAAUGCCCGCGAAAUGACGUCUGAGAAUCGAAACGAGAGCAGAAAUUCCAUACUGAUGACGCGACACUACCUAGAUCUGGGAAGUAGUUCUGACUGGCUGAAAAUUUGCUUCAGCCAGUUAGAAGCACGUCCCAGACCUGGGUGGUGUCGCGUCAUCAGUAUGGAAUUUCUGCGCUCGUUUCGAUUCUCAGACGUCGUUUCGCGGGCAUUCCAGUGGUGGUGUCGCAAAAUGUUGGCUGUUUUCUCUGGCUAAUUUGCAAGACGCUGUUGCGUUGUAGGGCUGAGACCAUUUCCGAAAUGAAAAUUGUAUGAAAAGCAGAGUUGAUGAGUAUCACUUCCCGAGAGUCUUGAAUUGAAAGGUGUUCCUCGUCUUUUUCUUCACUCACCACUGAGAUCAAUUGAUGGAAGAUUUGAGUGCUGUUAAGUGCAUGCGCCAUUUCCAAUGAUAUACCCAUGACAUGGGUAAAGAAUCAAAUUUGCCUUUUUCCUAGAAUAAUCAAUACAUUUAAGUUUGGAUUUGAAGUAGACCGUCUUUUAUUUCACUUCUUUAUAUUGUAUUUUACUUUUGUAAUUUUACCUGUUUCAGGGCCGGAGAGAACUGUUCAUGUACCAAAGAAGAAGUGAGUAAGGGAUGUCCAAGGUAUUCAUUUUUCACUGACUUCACUCCAAUUUAAAUAAGCACUUGCGACAGUGUUUCAGUCUUCUGUUUUUGUGCUCUAAAGCUUCUGAAUCAUUUAAUCGUCCUGCAACUCAUCCUCUUAAAAAAAGAAAACACUCCCUUACUAACAAAAAUGCAUGGCGACUUAAACGAUUUGCGCUGGGUUGUCCCUUUAUCUUAGACUCUUUCCAGUCCGCCUUUUUUCUCAGGUCCGUCGAGGUUGGCGGCGCAAGCUACCCCAGUGUCUUGGAGGAAAAUAAGAGACUGUUGGCAGUGUACCUUUUCCUGGAAAAAGUUGAUUAUGGCUUUCUUUUUUACCAAAAUUCAUCUUUCUUCAAGACCAAAUCAUAGGACCAUGUGAUUUGUAUGUUUUAACGUCAAUAUUUUAAUAACUGGGUUGCCUCACUGCCAAUGUAAGCUUUUGCUUUUGUGUGCCAAGGUUCCGUGUUUGUGUCCAUAAUUUCCAAUAAGACACGCCACGCGCAGAUGCAAUAACAAUUUUUCAUAAGGAAAUAUGGUCAUUUAUUCCAAAAGCAAAGACUAAGAAUAAGCAGCACACACACUGAAUAUAAUAUAUAAUGAUAAAACUAAUGGAAAUGGAUAAAAAAAAAUUAGUUGGAUUCAAUCAGUUAAAUUUCGCAACAGCAUCAGGUGUAGAUACCACUGCAAUUUUUGGUUUUGUACCACUUAAACCAGUUCCGGUAGCAGGGUCUUUCUUCUUCUCAACUCUAUUCGCCAUCUGAGAAUCGAAAGAGGUGAGACCGCCUUGGAAAAAUUACAUCAGGCUGCCUAUUUGUUCGUUGUCUAAUAUACUUUUGAUACUAUUGACACUUUGUGUUGAUCCUAGUGACAGUAGUGGCCAGACAUGUAGGGGCCGAGGAACCUGUAGAUGUGGAAAAUGCUACUGCAAUAACAGCGAGGUAAGUCUUUAUAAUUUUGUUGGAAAUGAAAAUGACUUAUCACACGCGCCCCAUAUGGCCAAAGCUUCCCGAUUCGCGUUUAUUAAGCAGUUGAAGGGCACGGGAUUGUAACCACUUCCCCUUGGAUAAUUUGGGUGCCAAUCCAUUUCCGAUCUACCCUUAUUAUUGGGAUCACAAGAUCGGUAAGCAGGAGACGACAAGAUGAAAGUCACAUCUUAAAUUACUAUUCAGUGGCGGAUCCAUAGACCAAACUGAGGCCCUAAGGGGCGAAAAACAUUUUUGGGAGAGCGCCCCCUCCCCCCCCGGCCCCUUUUUUCAAGGUCUGGAUCUGGCACUGCUAUUGACCAACGUAUUCAAUAUUUCAUCGUCACGCUUUCUUCGCUUUUCCCGGUUAAUUUAAUCCGAUCUAUUUCAAACGAAAAACCCAAGGCCUUAUAUUUCUUCACUAUAUUCAAUUCUUUUGCAAACUGAUCCAAAUUGAAGGGUAGAUUAUCUUUAACAAGGUUGGAUUAUGUUGUUCAGGGCUGGUUCAAGAAACGAACCAAGACCGCUAAUCCGUUACUCGGGAAUUUCAAGUAAAAUACUCAGGGUUAAUUAUUCAUUCCUUCUCAAUACAGGUUUCAAAUGGAUUGAUCCAUGGUGACGAGUGUGAGUGCGAUAGCUUCAGUUGUCCCAAAGACCCAGAUAAUGGAGAAAUAUGUGGAGGCUCAGGUAGGCUUGACAAGGGGCGUGUACUUCCACACCGUUUAUUGUAUUACAGUGAAACCUCGAUGUAAAGAAGGGCUAAGGGAGUAGCAAAAAUGGUUUGCUAUGACCAGGUUUCGUUAUCGAGUUUCUUUUCCUUUUUCUACUAUUCUGGGGUAGAGGAAAUUGUUCGCUAUACCGAGGAGUUCGUUAUAUAGAGGCUCAUGAGAUUCCGCUAUACGUACAUGGCUUGAGCAGCUAAUUCAGACUAUCUGAGAACAAAGAAUAGGUCACUGUUAUAUCCUUAUAAUUCAGUGAAACAAAAAAAAUCUCACAUUUAUUUCAACCAUUUCCAUAGAGGUCGGAUUUAGGAGUGGUUUGAGGGAGGCCCCCUUUUUUGUACAAUUUUGUAUCAUUUUCAAAACUUCUGAUUAAAAUAAAUAGAAGCUAAUAUAACUAGCAAGUGUUCCGAGUACCCCUUUCUAAAUCUUUUGGUCCACUUCUGAUUUCCGUUGCAUUAUCCUAAACGAAUCAAAGUUUUUAAUGAUAUACUUUAGUAAAUCAUAUCCACUAAAUUAUAGUAUAUCCCAUGUCAAAGUAAGCGUACCUCCUUUUUAAACACACAAACAACAACAACGACAACAACAACAAAAAUAACAUCUUUUAUUAUUGCAUCCAAACAGAGACUGAUUUUACAUUUUCCGACAGCUUAUACAGAGAAAAGAAGACAUUGUUUUAUUAUAUAAACACCAAUGAAAUACCAGGUGAGCUUUGGAGAAAACUUGACAUCUUGACAUGUGAAAAUAACAUGUUAUCUUCGCGUGUGAAAAUAUCACCGUUGCUAUGGCUUCAUAAUAAAUCGCGCCUUUCAGACCAAAAAACUAUUAAAGAAAAAUGGUUUUGUAUUUCAUAGGUGUUUAUAUAAUAAAUAGAACAUUACAUGGCCGCUUGGAGAUACGAAAUUUCUCUUCUCGUGUUGAAAAAAUAUUUCACUCGUUCGCGCUGCAACUUUCGAAGAGAAAAAUCGUAUCUCCGCGCGGCCAUGUAAUAUCCUCUCUAUAUAAAACAAUUAUGCAUUAUGAUAACGAGGAUGGCUAGGAGCUAAACGAACAAAACAUUUGCACAUUUACCCUAACAUAAUGCGAGGAUAUCCCCCCUUUUUUUUUUGCAAACUUCUGUUGCGGUUACUGCGAUUCAAUUAGUCGAAAUCUGUCCAAUCUAAACAGCCUACCUUGCCAGUUGCGUUUUAUAUACAUUUAUGUGACGUUAUGGGUAGAUCCCUUUUUAACAUCAAUGUAAGAAUCUACAUUACUUAUCUUAUCCCACAGAGCGUGGCUUUUGCGACUGCGGACAAUGCAAAUGCCAGAGGAAUUGGACAGGGCCCUCAUGUAGCUGCAGUAGAGAUUUAGAGAGCUGCACUAAGAAUGGGGUAAGUCUUAAACUAGAAAAAUGAUCACAAGCAACAUGUAUAUAUUUUGUCGUUAUUAGAAGUAAAGAGCAGACGUUUAAGGCACUUGUCAAGCGAAUAUAGAAAAGCAGUUAUAGUUUAUUUAUCUGACUUACCGUAAAUCCUCUAUUAAGCUGAUUCCCUGGUUUUGCACUGCGCAUCUCUUACUGCCCAUAACAAGAUGGCCGCCGUAAAAAAGAGCAUGUGAUGCAACAUUAUUAAAAUGAAGUUGGCUAGUUGGAAUUUUUGCUUGCCGUUGUUCCUUGCCGAGGUGAGACUCAAUGUGUUGGGAAUGUGCAUAACGUAAGCAGUAGGCGUGUUGCUGAGUUCGACUUCCUCACGGAGAACCUCGAUAGUGGAUGUUUAACUUGUGCUUACUCACUUUGAUUUUCAUUUAAACGCUUUCUUUAUCACGUUGUGUCCUAAAUCUGAUAUCUCAAAGUAAAUUCUGUAAAAACGGAUUUUUUAAUACUUUCUUCCCCCUUUCACAUACAUUCUAUUUUGAAACUCGCUCCAGUCCUCUCUCAAAAAUCAAGGAAAAUGCAUUUGGUGCCUACUUUCUGCAGCUCUACCGCAAAAACGAGAACAGUGACCCCAUUUUUUAUUUCAUGAUUUUAAUAAGGACAGUGCUUCCUUUCGAUGAGAAAAAAAUUGGCACAAAUGUAUGUUCAGUUUUUUUGCAAUUUUACUAAAUUGUUUGGUUUGAGCUAUCACGGAUCGAAUAGCGCGUGUCCAAUUUAAUUCUACUUGGGAGCGUAAAGUAAAAACAAAGGGCAUUAAAGGCAUUUUUCUGGUACGUAAAUGAAUAAACAAUGCAUUUAAGUCAAAGUCUGUGCAAUAACACAUGCAUCAUUUAAAAAAUCUCUCCUUUUGUCUAGUUUUGGGCUGCCCGCGGUUUUUGUAAAAGGGUCCUAAAUAGCCGUAUUUGUCAGCAUUUUGUCGUCAAAACAAGCACGGUGACCCGCACUUUUUAUUACUUUUUAUCAUCUUCUUGACUUGUUACAUCAGUGUACCAAGUUUCAUCUACAAUCUAUGUUACGUUCUUUUUUUACUAAGGAAUCACCUUAAGCCCCCCUCUCUAAUUCAGGGGAAGAAAGUUAAUAAACCCCACUGCUGUUUUAAGUCGAAGACGGUCAUCAUGCGAAAGAGCAUGGUGCGAUUUCCCGCCAAAAAAUGUUACCUGAGCAUUCUACUUGUUUUCUCAAAACUCCCUUUCCCAAGAGCCUCCAGGGACGGUUUUUCAGCCUUGAAGCACCCAUAUGUUACCAGAUUUUCUUACCCAUGGUGCCGUGUGGAGCUUCGCUACUGAAGGUGUGAGAAAGUGGUCACGUGCCCAUAAUAAAAAAUACUUAAAGUAUUCACUAAAAACAUAAUGGUUAUAUCUCCCAACUAUUGAGAAUAGUUUGUCGUCUGGUAAUUUGCAUUUAUUAGACUUUAUUAGAAAAUAUUCUUGCAGGUCUCCUGGUUGUCAAAACUCCGUGAGGAAAAAAAAACAAAAGCAAAAGGCUCAAAUUAUUACUUCUUUGUUCACAUCAACGAUAAAAUUUUUCCUAUCGUUUUAGGUGGUUUGUAGCGGCAGAGGAAUCUGCAGGUGCGGGGCAUGUGUUUGUAAUGCUACUUUGCCCUACAGGGGAACUUUCUGCGAUGAUUGCGUGGUAAGUGCACCGCAGGGAACCCUUCUGGUCUCGGCUCCUGACCUUUCACAGGUUACCAUCUUCUAGCAAACCCAAGAACACGACUAAUUAUAGAUCAAUUAAAAGCUAUUGAAUGAGGCUGAGUAUGCCAUGAGGAAUUAUGCAGAUCUAGGAGGGUUUUAUUCACCUUGGCCGAAAAGAUAGGAAGGAGAGCGAUUGACCCUAGUGCAAGCGACUACCCCACCCCACGAGGAGAGUGCUUCGCUAUAAAAACGUAUCAUAUUAUUGUACAAAAUACUAUUUGUUGUUAACUUGCUUACAUGCACAUUGCGGACCUAUUUGUAUUGCAGGGCUGCACUGGAACUUGCGAGGCCAACCGGGCAUGCGUGGAGUGCCGUUUGUUUGGCACGGGGAAAUUAGACAAAGACCAGUGUUCAAGAACUUGCAAAGAUUACAGCAUUACUCCAGUAGAUAAGCUUACACCUGGUAAGUCAUCUCGUUGACACUUUUCAUGCGAUUCUAAUGCUACGCGCGCUCUUUUUUUGUGGCGUUUUUACUGAUCUACUUGUAGACGACUGCGUCUUGGUCCAUGAAAAGCAAAGUAAUAAAGACCAGUUGGCCAAUAUCCAGCCAUCUUGAACUCAGAUAUGAGUGUACUAAAAGGAACUGUGUGAAAAUCUUACCAUGCUAUUUUCCAAACUGAUGUAGGCUAAACAAUUUAUUUCUUUCUGUUGUUUUUAUCUGUUAGACAUGGGUAAGCAAUGUCGUUUUCUGGAUGAAGAGGACUGUUACCUGACCUUCGCCUUCACGGAAGGACCAGACGGUCAACUCAAGAUUUUUACCCAGAAAAAUAAAGGUCUUUAAGCCAACUUUAAAGACAAAAAAAAUAGUACCGGGGAUUUGGCGGCGUUUGAUUGUUUAAGUGACUGAAAUGAUAAUUCACUCUGUGAAGUUUGAGAGAUUAUUGCACAUCAAUGGCAAGGUUAUUUCUUGUAAGCCUUGUGAGUUACUAAAAAUGCUUUCGUUGCAUUUCCAUUCUAGACUGUCUAGCCGCGAUGAAUGCCAUUUUAGGAACAACAACAACAACAACAAUUGUUAGCGUCAUAGGAGCAGUUUUAGCUGUAGCCUUGGCUUUGUUGCUUAUAUGGAGAGUGUUAGCCACCAUUCAGGUAGGCUUAUAUCACGCAAUGUUCGUCCACACCCUCUGGCUCAGUCGGAUUUGCUUGAGUCAAAUGCACUUCACUGUGAGCUGCCACUAUUAAAUAUAUGAUAAUAAUAAUAAUAAUAAUAAUAAUUUUUUUAUUAUUAUCAUCAUUUCUAAGAACAUUUCUUAAUCAAUGUGCACAUUAAUAAGUGGUAGCUUUACGCCCAUGUUACAAUAAUUAAAGUGAGCAUAAAGUUGAAGUCAAAAUUUAGAAUUUAAAAAUUAAUUGUACCCUGUAAAGAAACGUACGUUCUCUGAUUAUAAGACUAUUCUCUCCUUGUCAGCACCAAACAACACGGCAUACUUCUUGUGAUAUGAAUAUUUUAAAGCUUUAAUAAGUUCAAACUCGUGUGGCAUCAAGACGGAUUGAAUACCCUUCACUUUCUUAAGCUUUGAGGAUAAAAUAGUCUUUUCUUCUAUCGCGGAAGUUACACACGAACCCUAUGUCCUACCAACCGUAAUGAAAAGAAGAUGCUUGUACGCAAGCUUAACAUCAUUUCUACCACUGCACGACCUUUGAAAUCAAACGAAACUUGAAAAGCCAUUCAAAAGUCGUGCAAUCACGAACACUACCUUUUUUGGAAAUCGCCCUGCCAACGCACAGGAGCCAACAACAGUGCUUGCAAUUGGCGCCUAAAUUAAGUCCUAAUUGUUGAUUUUUCUAGGAUCGAAGAGCAUUUGCGCAGUUUGAAAAGGAGCAAAUGAAUGCAAAGCGUGUUGUGGUAAGUUUCCAGAGAAUUUGUGUAUUUUGUUUUAAAAUAAGGCCAUCAGAUCUAGGUAGAGCAACCCUUUAACGAACCCUACUGAUUAAACAAAUUUAAAGGAAAGAUUCGGUAUAAAAUUAUACCUUAUUACUGUGGCUGUUUAAAAACAUUUCUGUUAAGAAGAAUUGGAUACCAAUACCAGACAGAAUCACAAUCGAAAGGCGAGUAGGCUAACACUUGUGUGCGAAAAUAAUUAGUGGCAUUUCAUGUUUUACGCGGAAUUCGCAGUAAUUUAACCCAGCUCUUGCCAAUUUCUAUCAGUACCAAAGACUUGUUUUUCUUUUGUUAUUUUUCUUUAAUUUAUACACUAGGCUGAGAAUCCGAUCUUCAAACCGACAACCACAACAUUUAUGAACCCAAUGUACGAAGUGAAGACAUGAAAAAAGACGAGAUGGGUCGGUUGUGCUGUUGGUCGAGAAUUUUAAAAGCUGCGCCGUUGUCGCCAUUUCCAUCGCCCGUCAAUGGUCGGUUGCGAUAUCCCUUGGGCAGGAACGCUAAACUUGCGUUACAGGAGAUAAAUAUGCUAUGUAUCACGCCUAAUGUAUACUGUGAACGAUUCACAAGGAGGCUUAGUACUUAAAGAUACUUUUCAUUAGCUUUAAUGUAUUGUCCACAUUUAAGUUAUUUUAGACACGUACGUUUAAACUAGGAUGCGACUUACUGAGUGAACGUAUAAAGUAAGAACCUGUGAUAUUUCAACAUGUUUAGCGCUAUUUCUCUUUAGCUUCGAUCUUUAGAUUCGGGAUUUGUUUUAUAUGAACGAAGUUAAAGCACGCCAGGAAAGGGGGAGGCCACCAAGUUAGCCAACUGAAUAACAAUACAUAGAAUUGUCAAAUGUCACAUGGUUUUGUUGAUAACUGUGUCUAAGGCCCUGUUCACAAGAAGGGAGGGUAACCCUGGUGCUAUGGUUACCCAAGCAGGAGAGUUAACCUAUAGCACUCGCAUAUUCUUUUUUCACACGACGUGUUUGCAAGACAGUUAGGAUUGCCCUAGCGCUAGGGUAACCCUACCUGAGUGCUAGGAUUACCCUAGCAAGAGGGUUAUCUUACCUGCCUUGUAAACGCUAAGCUAGGGAUAGCUCGCCUACCCCGGUCAACUUUCGCGGUCAUGCGUGACUACUAAUCGUGCCAAUUUGAACGGUAUUAUCCAAUUUCUGAGCUUAAUUAUAAACAUCUGAAAAGUAAAAAGUUAUUUUCUGUAUACGAUGAUAAUAUUUUCCCUAUUUUCGUGAAUUUAACGUGUUUUCCAUAGAGAACUUCAAGUUUAUUUCAAAUCUUGGACGUUAAAAAGAAUGUCUCGCAUGACAAAACACGUCAGCAAAGCUGGUAAAGUUGACCCGGGUGAUAGGGUAACCCUCCCUGUGAAAUUUGCUUGUAAACCAGAGCUAACUUAAACCGGCCUGCUAGGGUAACCCCAGCACAAGGGUAACCCUCCCUCCUUGUAAGGAAGGGUUACUCGCCUUCUCGAGCUACCCUGGGUUAGCCAAAUUAUCCUACAUUCAGGGUUUCCUAACGACUGUUUUCUGUAAAAUAUAUGUUCGGAAGAGCAAAUAUUGCCUAUAGUUUUCUAUUACUUGAGGACUGCCACAAAUGUCUAACUGACCGUUCCGUUCAUUUAAUUUACAGCUAUUUGCAACUUUCGAAGCUUAUCUUAUAAAU
Porites lobata is the source of this 48881-nucleotide messenger RNA. The record is from the annotation of a GenBank genome assembly. NCBI's taxonomy places the organism in Eukaryota, Metazoa, Cnidaria, Anthozoa, Scleractinia, Poritidae.